CCCCAUAGUCGCCUUUGACUGGACUUAACCAUUCAGGGGUCCUUUACCUUUAUGCUCCAUGAUAUUUUUGAUCCUGUUCAGGUUGGCUUGCAGGAAAUGGUAAAACUGUCUUAUUCAGCUGUUUAAUUUUUUAUGAUGGAUCGAUCGAUCGAUAGAUAAACUUUCCUGGGCAAUUUGUUUGAAGAGUAGUGGCAGUAAUUUAUGUAAUAAACAAAUAAUAGGGCCAGCCCACAUUUGGAAAAAAUGAUCAAGCCAGGUGAAUUUGGUUUAGCCUGGGAUCUUACACGUACAAAGCCAGGGGCAGGUCCUUGAAACACAAUUAACUCACAAAGAAAACUGGGCUGGAAGUUGAUCCUCAUAUUUUUUUUAUUUUUUUUUAGUUGUAGACUGGGCCAGCCCACACAUGAGGCGAGGUGAGGCAACUGCCUCAGGCAGCAUGAUACACAGGGGCAGCAGAUCCUGAUGUGGAUCAUCAUUUGCCAGUUGUUCCAGACAUAUAUUUUCACUCACUCCUCCUUCCCUGGCAGGGAGGGAGGUGCCAUUUUGUGGUUCACCUCAGGUGCCAAAAUGUUUUGGGCUCGCCCUGGUCGUAGUAAUACAAGUUCUUGUUGCAGGUGGCCAGGACCAUUUUAGGAGAGACAUUCCCUCCAAUUUGAGAGAGAAAGGGGUCGUGGUGGCUGGUGCCCACCGGGGCUAAUAGGACGAGAAGAGGGACCGGUUGUUAAACCGCUCUGGGAAUUAGAGCUCUGUGGGGGGAAAGGGGGUCUCCAGACAAUGGCCGGCAGCUUUAAGAAACUACAGUUCCCAGGAUUCCGUGGGGAAGCCAUGACUAUUGAAAGUGGUAUGAUACCGCUUUAAAUGUAUUGUGCAAAUGGAGCAUGAGUAACAUAUGUUAACAUCAAGCAUCAAAAGAAAAAACUGUGUGUGUCCAAGCUCUUAAAUUUGCUGCAAUUAAAAAAAAAAAACUACCCAAAUUUUACAAUCAGGCAACACUACAGUGGCAACAAGCAAUGCAGAUAUUAUUUUGUUCAAAUCACAAAGCUGGGCAAAACUUCUUUCUUCCUCUUUCUUUUGCAAUCUGGCUAUCUCAACACCAUAAAGCAACAGGGAAAAUGACCCCAACCCUGAGGAUAUUUUUCUUCUUGAUGUUAACAAAUCCUAUAGAGGCUUCGAGUCAUCAGAACAUCAGUCAAGGUAAGAUGAAAUACUUUUGUGCGUCACAGAGAGAUUCUGUCUGUGAAGAAAUUUACGGCCUAUUAAAGUGGAAUCCAGUAAUACUGAGGAAAAUGAAGCAAGUUUCCUACUAAAAUAAGGGCAGUGCAAUCCUAUUCAUUAAGUAGAAAAACAAACAAAUAAAUGGUGGCAAUUCCACUGAACAGACUGAGGGUUGAACUGCCCUCAUUUAAAAGGCUGGAUAGUGUUUUAAGAGAUGUUCUUUUGAGCAGGAACAUUUAAAUGUGUAAAUUAUAUGUCUUUUUCACAGAGCUAAUUUUCAAAAAGAAUUAUUUCCUGCUAGCUAGAAGUUACUGGCACUGCCAGUAGAAACCCCAAAAUACUGUGUGUUUUUUAACAGUAUAAUUUGUGAGUUUGGACCCAUCAUGCCAAAAAUCAGGCAAAGUCACACCAAAGUCACAUUUUGGUCUGCCAUCGUCAGGGGUGCUGGUGGUUGCUCACGAGUAAACAUCCAGGACUCCGACCUGCUUUUUACAGGUUUUAUUUAGUGCAAACUAUGUACAGUGCAGAAACCCAAAGUUCAUGUCUGUCUCAGUCACUUGCAAAUUCCGGGAGUGGCUCCUUCCUGCCCCCCCCCCAGCAUAAGAACUUAGAUACCCCAAAUCUCCACCUCCUUUCUUUACGUUUGACCCCCUUGCAAAAAGUAGGUGAUGGAAGCGGCAUGUCUGUUUCCCAACCAGUCUGGCUGGGCGAGGUGCCAGGGCUCCACGGUAACCUCUGUGAACCUUUGCCUCACUUCGCCCCUCCUUUCUACCUCCGCUUCACCAGAGGCCUCGCUCUUUUCACUCCCUGAUGAAGUGUUACUGCUCAGCAACGGUGAAGGCUCCCUGUACGCUUCUGCCCCCCUCCCCCCUUUCGAUGGCAGUACCCUGGCAGCCAUCUUGAUUUAAAAUGGCGCCCGGCAUGCAAGCAACAAUGAAGACUGCCACCCCUGCCUUGUGAAUCCUCAUGCUGAGUUUGGCAACGAUAUCCAGAGAGCCCGUCAACGUGAGAAAGCAUACUGAAUUCGCAUUUCAAAAUAGCACCCGGUGCCCAAAUGGUAACAGUCCACCUUCCCCAUAUCAGGAGUGAUUGUGGCAAGUCUGGUGAUUAUAUAUUGAGAGGCAGACAAACUUAUAGAGGACAGGAAGACAGACAAACUACUUUCCAAAAUAUAUAUAGUAGAUUGGGUGUUCUUUUUCUAUCAUUAAGUAGUUUUCAAUUUCAUUGUUCCGCAAGGGACAAUGGCAAUAAAGGUAUCGUAUCGUAUCGUAUUAAAAAAAAAUGCAGAAUCUUUUGCAAAAUGAUCUAAUUUCUCUGGCCCACCUUAGACUCCUUCCCAAACCUUUACUUGAAUUGCAUUAUACCGUACUGGCCCGAAUAUAAGCCACACCUGCAAAUAAGCUGCACCUUUAAAAUUCGGCGGUUUGGGGGGAAUUUGGAAAAAAAGUGCGGCUUAUAUUUGGGCCAAUACAGUAUUAGCAGAUAUCACUAAUAUAUACAAUGUUCAUGAUGUCUUAGUUUCUGUGUUUCUGGCAGCGCAGUUCUAUGCCUGUCUACUCAGAAGUAAGCUCCAUUGAGUUUCAUGGGACUUGCUCCCAGGUCAGUAUGCGUACAGCAGUGCAGUCAAAGCAGUUUUUAUUAACAUUUUUUUGUACUGUUUCCUCCUUCAGAUCUGCCUCCACAGCUGCAAAGAACCGUGGUCAGUAUUUUUACGGUACUUGAUAUUUUUAGCUACAUUCCACAAUCCCUGUUAUUGCAUGCAUUUUGUAUUCUUCUAUUUCUUUUUUUAAGGAAGAAGUCAUAGCUGGAAAGUAUCUAAAUGGUAAUUGUGGACUAUAUUUGCAUUUAUUUUUAAAAAUCCACUUUAUAAUAUGAAAGAAAGUAUUAACCUUUUGGAUUAUUUCCCCCCUUUUUAGCUCUCCUUGAUAUACUUCACUUUCAAAGGUAACAUCUGAUUAGUGUUUACUGUAUAGUAGAAUAGUGGAGAGUGUCUUGGGCUACCUGGGAAUUUGUAGAGACAAAAAAAAUGUGGUAUUUACUGUAUUUUUCCGUGUAUAAGACUAUAUUUCCCCCCAAAAAAUUUAAGUUUAAAAUGUGGUCAUCUUAUACACGGAAUGUUGCAAUUAUUUAUUUCUUUAUUUUGGGCUAAAAAAAUAGGGGAUGUCUUAUACGUGGAAAAAUAUGGUAAAUGGAUAGUGAGGUUUGUGAGUUUGGCCCAGUUUGGCCUAAAAUGGGGCAAAGUCACACCAAAAUCAUGUUUUGGCCCAUCACCUGGAUUCCAAAUGGCACUUGACAUCCAAACAUCAAUGCUGUUAAAGGUAAAUAGUACCUAGUAAUUCAAACUAUAUAGCUAUGUUAGUAUGAGGAUGUACUAGUUAUAGAAACAUUACAAUUUCAGAACAAAUUAUUGAAUAUACUUUUUUUGCCCCUGUUUUUUUCUAUAGCACUAACAUGUGGACAACUGACCUGCUUGACCAAAUCAUGGCAAGCCUCCAUGAUCAGGAUAUUGAAAUUACUGCUAGCAGUCUACAGGUUUGCAUCACUCUAAUAUCGCUGCUAUUAGAAUAUUUCAGUAAGGUUGGGUAGGCUGCUGCUGGUCAGUGGUGGAAUAAAAUAAAAAUUCCUAAACUCCAAACCUCGAAGUUGGGCAAAUACCUAUAUGACAACGGAUGACAAUGUCACAAAUUUGUAGGAAGCUUUUGAGUUCUUCAGAUCUCUUCAUUGGAAGAACUCAUAGCAUAGCAAGGAGGGUAGCCAGCUACUUUAUUCUGAGACAGACCAUUGACCUAUCUAACCCAGGGCUGUCUACACUGACUGGCAGUAGUUCUUCGGGAUUUUAGAGAGGGGUCUCUCCCAGCCCUACCUAGAGAUUCCAGGGACCUUCUGCAUGCAAAUUCAGAACGCUUGUCAGGAUUUUGUGACAAUUGGUUGGACUAUUUUUUAUGUUCCUUCAUUUCUUUUUGAAUUUUCUUGAGUAAUAGAAGAAUCAAACAAGAAAAUUCAAAAAGAAAUGAAGGAACAUAAAAGGGAGACAGAAAAAAUGAAGGAGGAAAUAAGAGAUUUGAACAAAUCACAAGAACAGAUUGAGGAUAGCUUAGCUAUGACAGAAAUGCGUCAGAAACAACUCAAUUUAAAAUUCAGAGGAGUAGAAGAAGAAAUUAAUGAGACUAUAAAAGAAAAAAUGAUAAGAGAAUUAGCAAAAUGAUUGGAAAUAAAAGAGGAAGAAGUAGCUUGUACUGUAGAAAGCGCAUUUAGAAUAAGGGUGAAAUCCCAGCAGCUCAAAUUAAAAAAAUCUCCUGGUGAUUGAUGAUUUGCAACUCAAUUGAGAUGAAAAAUAUGAUAUUAAGAACAAGUUACCAGAAAAAAUUAAUAAUUGAAAACAGAACAAUUAUUAUAUACAAAGAAAUACCAAUUAGACUUUUGCGUAAAAGACAAGGAUACCGACAAAUAGUAAGUGUUUUACAGAGAAACAAUAUACAAUAUAGAUGGGAGUUCCCUGAAGGAAUUACCUUCUAUUAUAAAGAUAAAAGAUUCAGAUUAACAGAUACACAAGAAGCAGAAAUUUUUUUGAGAAGAUAUGAGAAGGAGCUUGGAAAAGGGGAAGAAAGGUACGGAGGAGGAGGGAGAUAUACAGAAAGGAGGAAGGAAAAGAAGGCAAAAAACACAGAGAAGCAAAAGAGAGAGAGAGAAGAGGAAGAAGAGGUAGUGGAAGAGGAAGGAGCAGUAGGUGGAGAAGAAGAGGAGGAGGAAGAAGAAGAGUUAACGGAGAAGAGGUCGACUAGAAUAUAAAUUAAAGUCAAACAAUAUAAUGUCGUUAAAGGUUCUGUCCUGGAAUGUAAAUGGUUUGAACGAAAAAUCUAAAAGGAAUAAAAUUCAAAAGGUGUUAAAGAAUAAAAAUUAUGACGUGAUCUGUUGUCAGGAAACACACGUGGCAAAAAAUCACAAACAUAUACUAGCAAAUAAAAGGUUGGGGGUAGAGUUUGUUAAUUCAGACACUAAUAAAAAAAGAGGAGUUGUGAUAUAUGUGAAGGAGAAAUGGGACCCAAUAUUAAUAUGUAAGGACGACGAAGGAAGGACCUUAUGAGUACAAAUCAACCAUCAGGGAGAAAAGAUUAACGUUAUAAAUGUCUAUGCACCAAAUAUGAAUAAAGCUGAAUUCUUUAAAAAAUUGGAACAAAUGUUAACAGAAUUGGAGGAUCAUAAGAUGAUUUUACUUGGAGAUUUGAAUGCCGUGCCAACACCUGAAUUAGAUAGAAGCGUGAAAAGAAGAAAACUUAAGCAGGGGAAAUUACCAAGAACAUUUAAUAAUCUGGUGGAAAAUCUAGAUCUGAUAGACAACUGGAGACAUAAAAAUCCAACACCGAAACAAUAUACACACCUGUCAGAACCACACCAAAGUUGGGCCAGGUUGGAUCAAAUAUGGGUCUCAAGAGAAUUAACAUUAAGAGCACUUAAAUGUGAAAUCCAACCCAGAACUCUUUCAGAUCAUAGCUCAGUAACGUUGGAGAUAAAAAGCAGAUUACAAGGAACAUACAGAUGGAGAAUGAACGAUUAUCUUUUUGAAAAUGAGGAAAUAAUUGAGAAGGCCAAAAGAACGUUAAAAGAAUAUUUUGAGAUGAAUUUAAAUAAAGAGACUAAUAUAGAGAUAGUUUGGGAUGCCAGUAAGGCAGUGUUAAGAGGAUUUUUAAUUAAUCAGAACAGCUAUAGGAAAAAGUUAAGAGAGCAAAAAAAAGAAGAAAUACUCAAUCAAUUAAGAGAUUGCGAAAGAAAACUAGCAAUAAAUCCAACUGAGGAGCAGGUUAAACAAACUUAUAGAAUAUUACAAACACAAUACUCAAAUUUAGUAGGCCAAGAAGUAGAAUGGAGAAUCAAGAUAUAGAAGCAAAAAUUCUUUGAAUCAGCAAAUAAAACCGGAAAAUUACUAGCGUGGCAAUUACGAAAAAACAAAAAACAAAAUAUGAUCAACAAAUUAAGAAUAGAAGAGCAAAUUGUGGAAGAACCUAAGAAAAUAAAGGAAAAUUUCAUCAAAUUUUAUGGUAAAUUAUACAAAAGAGAAAAAGAAGACAGCACAGAAAUAAAGAAAUAUUUAGAAGAAAAUAGACUAAAAGGAUUAACAGAAGAAGAAAUAACACAAUUAAAUAAUCCUAUAAAAAUUGAAGAAAUCCAGGAUGCGAUAAAAAGAAUGAAAUUAGGAAAGGCUCCAGGGCCUGACGGCCUUUCAGCUAAAUACUACAAAGUUCUAGAGGAAUAUUUAGCCCCAGUGCUGUGCGAAGUAGCGAAUAACAUCUUAAGCGGCGGAAAGACACCAGACUCAUGGAAGGAAGCCUAUAUUACACUAAUAUCUAAGCCAGACACAGAUAAAUUAGAUAUGAAAAACUACAGACCAAUAUCAUUAUUAAACAAUGAUUAUAAAUUAUUUGCGGAAGUAAUGGCCAACCGUCUUAAGAAAUGUUUAAGAAACCUUAUCCAUACAGAUCAAGUCGGAUUCUUACCCAAUAGACAAUUAAAAGACAACAUAAGACAUAUAAUUAACAUCAUUGAAUAUCUAGAGGCCAAGAAUGAAAUACCUGCGGCACUAAUUUUUAUUGACGCCGAAAAGGCCUUCGAUAAUGUAUCUUGGCAAUUCCUUGUAAGAUGUCUAAAAACAGUAGGGAUAGAGGGCGCCUUCCUGGAAGGGAUAAAAGCUAUUUACUCAAGCCAGAAAGCAAAAUUGAUUAUUAAUAAUGAUUUAACUGAUUAUUUCAAAAUUUCAAAGGGUACGAGAUGGGGUGCCCUCUAUCACCUCUUUUAUUUAUAAUGAUACUAGAAAUUAUAGCAAAUAAGAUAAGAACAACUCCAGAAAUACGUGGAAUUAAAACUGGAAAAAAAGAAUACAAACUGAAAGCAUACGCUGAUGAUCUGAUGGUAUCAUUAGAAGAUCCACAAAAAAGUGUCCAUAAGGUAAUAGAAUUGUUUUUUUAAAAAUAAUCUUUAUUGCUUUUAAAACUUACAAGAAAAGAAGAAAAAAGGAAAUAGGCGAAAGAAAAAGACAAACUAGAGCAGAGAAGAGGAAAAAAAAGAGAAAGAAAAGAAAAAACAAUACAAUACAUUAAACAAUACAAAACACAACCUUAACACACUAAACUAAACAAAGCAAAAGAACAACAAUUUAAAAACAUAUAUCAUACCAUUUCAUUACUCUAUCUUUCAUUCCCUUAUUUCAUCGACCUCCUCUCACCUCCCUUUUUGUAUUCCACUUCUAUUACUUGUUUCAGCAAUUCCUUUCCAUCUUUCUCUAUUUUUAUCAUUAUGAAUAUCUUAACAUAUUUUGUACCUUAUUUUCCAUUAAUACUGAAAUACUUAUUUAUACCUAACUCCUUAUAAGCAUUUCUGCUAAAGCCAUAAAAUUUCAUUCCAACAAUUUUCUAACACUCAUUAAAUUUACAAUAUUUCUAUAUAUAAACUUUAAACUUUCCCAAUCUUCUACCACCAUCUCUUCUCCCUGGUCUCGGAUUCUGCCAGUCAUUUCCGUCCAUUCCAUAUAGUUCAUCAACCUGGAGAUCUUCUGUCCGAGGCUCUUAAAUCUUUUCCAAGUCCCUUCUGCAGUUUUUCUUCAUAUUCUUUGAUGCUGAGGGUGCUGAAGCGCAGGUCUUGGGGGGGCCCCGACCCAACCAUGCCCCCAUUCCCUCUCGACAGACCAACCAACUCUCCACAGCUAAAACCAGUGUCCAUACAAUAUCUCAAAUCAUGUUUCAAGGCUCCUCCAGAUCCAAAGGCCCCCACAACUCCAAUCACCUCCUGACCCAGAUUCAGGACCCAAAGGUCAGUAAAUCUCUGCAUGAAAGAGUCUAUCCAACCUUCCUUCUUCAAUCCAAACAGGGCUCCAAUCUUCAAAUUCUGACUUUUUCUAUAUUCAUUCAUAAAAGGCCUCCACUUAUAGUCCUCAGUUUGCCUCUGUAAGAAGAACUGUUAGAAGAAUUUGUAAAGUUAUCGGGUUUUAAGUUAAACAAAUCAAAAACUAAAAUGAUGACGAAGAACAUGGAAGAAGUUAUGAAAAACCAGCUGGAGGCUAAAAUUGGAAUUAAAGCGGUAAAAAAAGUAAAAUACCUGGGAAUUUGGCUAACUAUGAAGAACAUAAAUUUAAUGACGGACAAUUAUGAAACAACCUGGAAAGAAAUUAAAAAGAUUUAGAUAUAUGGAACAGAAUAAAAUUAUCAUGGUCAGGAAGAAUGGCCGCAAUUAAGAUGAAUAUACUUCCAAAGUUGUUAUUUCUAUUUCAAAAUAUUCCGGUGAUAAGAGGAAACAAAGUAUUUAAAGAUUGGCAGAAAAUUUUAUCUAAAUUCAUUUGGCAGGGGAAAAGGCCUAGAAUUAAAUUUAAAUUGCUUACAGAUAGAAGAGAAAGAGGAGGUUUUGCGGUACCAAAUUUGAAACUGUAUUACGAGGCCUCAUGCCUCUGUUGGAUUAAAGAAUGGAUUGUAAUAAAAAACACUGACCUACUAGAUUUAGAAGGCUUUAAUACCAGAUUCGGUUGGCACACAUAUUUGUGGCAUAAUAAAGCAAAAGUACAUAAAGAAUUCUCCAGCCACAUCAUUAGAGGACCUCUGCUAGAGGUUUGGGAAAGAAAUAAAAAUCUUCUUGAAAGGAAAACUCCCUGGUGAUUGUCACCAAUAGAUAUUUUAACAAUUAAAAAAACAAACAUAGAAGGUAAGAGAUGGACAUAUGAAGAUUUAUUGGUGAGAACAGAAAAAGGUUGGCAGAUCAAAACGUAUGAAGAACUAGGAGAUAAAUUAAUGAGUUGGUUACAAUUCCAUCAAAUUAAUGCACUGUGGACAGAAGAUAAAAAGAUUGGGAUAAACGAAAAAAAAUCAAGAUUCCAGAUAGAAAUACUGGAAGGAAAUUCAAAACUCUUAUCCAAAAUGUAUAAUCAACUGUUAGAAUGGGAUACUAAGGACGAAGAAAUAAAAGAAGUUAUGGUGAAAUGGGCGAUAGAUCUGGGAUAUAAUUUGGAAUACGAUAGUUGGAUUAAGCUCUGGAAUAAAGAUAUGAAGUUCACUGCUUGUGUUGCCUUAAGAGAAAACAUGGAAAAAAUGAUGUACAGAUGGUACAUCACCCCUGUAAAAUUAGGAAAAAUCUAUAAGAAUGGAGAUAAAAUGUGCUGGAGGUGUAAAAACAAGGAAGGUAGUUUUUACCACAUGUGGUGGACUUGUGAAAAAAUCAAGAACUUCUGGGAGCUCAUUUAUAAUGAACUAAAAAAAAUGUUUAAAUAUACUUUUGUUAAAAAACCUGAAAAUUUCCUUUUAGGAAUGAUUGGCAAUGAAAUUAAGAAAGAGGACCAGAACUUAUUCCAGUACGCAACAACAGCUGCUAGAAUUUUAAUCGCCCAAAAUUGGAAAUCAAUCAAUAUCCCAACAGUAAGAGAUUGGCAAAGUAAAUUAUUUGAAUAUUCAGAAUUGGCAAAAUUAACACAAAAAAUCAGAGACCAGAAAGAAACAAAGUUUAUUAAAGAAUGGAAUAAAUUCAUAACCUAUAUUGAAGUAGAUUUAAAAAACCCAAAGAUCACAGUAGGCUUAAUAUAACCCUUCUACAUACAAAAGUUUUAAAGAUAAACUGCGGGGGGAAAUGUAUUACAUAAUCCAAAACUGAGGUGGAGGGAAGUCAAUAACUUACAUGUUUGUCUUUGUUUUGUUUUGUUUUGUUUUCUUAUAAUUAAGUUAUGUUGUUCUUAUUAUAGUUUUUUUUCCCGUGAAGAAUUUAUUUUUUGUACAUAUGUGUGUAUAUGUGUGUAUGAAAAUUAAUAAAGAGAAAUAAAUAAAAAAAAGGAACAUAACUACCUUUGUUUUGGAUGUACAUUUAGGAAUACAAAAUUGUUGAGUUAGCUAUAGACAUGGGGAAGAAAUUAUAUUUAUUUCAUGUUAAAAGCCAAAUCUAUUGAAUCUGCACUUUCCAAACGCAUUAUCACAAUUCAAGGAUAGAUACCAGGCAGGCAAAAGCAAUCAAAGGAGGGCACCGAGCAGGGCUGGUGAUGGGUCUCAAGGGCCACCCAGAGAUGCCUAGAGGGCCACAUUUGGCCCACGACUGAGGUUCCGCAUCCCCAAGGGUUUCAUUGGGUUUUGAGCCUCAGUUGAUAUGGUCCUCAGCCAAAUGCCAAUGAGAUGACAACGAAUUUAAGGUAGAUUGGAAGGACUUUAUUGCAUAUAUACAGAAGCAAUGUACACAGGUUAAUACAUUAGCAGGGUUUUGAAAAUACUUGUAAUUUAAUUAUGAAUGGACCAUAAGCAAUUGAAAUGAUUUAUAACUUUUCAAUGGACACAUAGUAUGUUAAUAAACAAUGGAACCAAGAAAGGGACUAGGGGGAAGUCAAUUUGUUUUGUUUUGUUUUGUUUUGAUGUUGUUAUUGUUUUUAUUUUUGUUAUUGUUGAAAAUUAAUAAAAUGUUAUACACAGCCUAAUUUCAAAUGCAUGGCAAGGAGAGGGAAAUUGGAUGAAAGCGGGUGGCAGAGAGACAAAGAGAGAAAGAAAGGACUGCAGAAAAAGAGAAAAAAUGAAGGAGUGCCCUGCUCACUUUUAGCUCUAGUAUGUAGCCCUUGACAGAUGUGGACCUGGGCCUUGGCAAAAAAAAAAUGAUCCUCGCCCCGAUCUAUGACCGUGUCUCUCUUCAGUGUGAAAGUUCAUAAAAAACCCCCAAGGUGAAUCAUAUUUGAAUGAGUUAUAUCCAUCCUCUCCACCCCUCUACCCUGUUUUUCAGGUGUCUGUAAAAAAUUACCUGGGCAACCUCUUAUACCACCCCAAAGUGCUGCUGUCAGAGUUUCAACAGAUGAAUCAUCCACAUUUUCAAACAGCAAUGAAGUAUCUCUUCGGCAGCAAGCAGGAGCAUUUGGUAAAUCGGUUUUGGUUAAAGCAUGCUGCAAACUGGAGCAGUCUUGGCCUAGAUUCCCUUUUACAUACGCUGGUGCCAUCACCGGGUGCUCCCCUUGUGACUCUACAUGUCAGAGAUGGAGGUCCCAGCUGCCUCCUCUGCCGCUCCAGCAGAGAGCAGAGCCUCAUCAUGGAAAGAGGAGGGCUUUGACCAACCAGAGGGAGGUCUGAAAAGGAGUAGGUGGCAGCAGAGCUGAAGGCAGGAAGACUGAGAUGCAGGCACAGCCUUUGGAUGUGGAAUCAGGUGCAUCUGCCCAGAGGGAGUGCAGGUGUUCACCUUGAGUAGACCCAUAGGGUGAGAGAGUCCCGUGAAUGAGCUCAUUCCACAGGUCUUUAAAAGCUUGGCUGGAGGGGGCGUGUCAACUGCUGGGACAUCUUUGUAGCUUCCAUUCAGUUAUGAACCCCCUGGCUUGCUCACAUACCUCAGAAUCUUGACUUCUGGACCUUGUGCUUGCUGCUGAACCUAUGCCAUUAUUAGCCUGAUCUCUUCCUUACUUGCAAGUCAGUGUUGAUGUCAUUGUGUUUUUUUGGUGACAGCCUCAUCAUUACCAGCACGCCAGUGCAAGUAGAUAAAUAGGUACCGCUGUGGCGGGAAGGUAAACGGUGUUUCCAUGCGCUCUUUUUCCUGUCACGGUGUUCCAUUGUGCCAGAAGUGGUUUAGUCCUGCUGGCCACAUGACCCGGAAAGCUGUCUGUGGACAAACGCCGGCUCCCUUGGCCUGAAAGUGAGAUGAGCGCCACAACCCCAGAGUCGCCUUUGACUGGGCUUAACCGUCCAGGGGUCCUUUACGUUUUUACCCAUCUAAAGAGGUGUGUGUGGCAAAAGAUCUUGACUAGCUGGAACACCUGCAAUGGUUUGUUGCAUGACCACGUCCUAUGACUGACAGCCAUUGAUACAGCUGCACUCUUUGAUUUCAGGAGUUGGGAAAUAUUGUUAUUGAUCUGGCCGGCAUAAGAGAGAGGAUUUUCCAAAGUUCAGGAGGAAACAGGACAUUGUUCCUCAUUACUCUGGAAAGGUGCUUCCUGAUGCUGAACGCUGUGGAAUGUGUGGACAUAUUAAGCCAGGUCCUUCAGGCAUCAUCAAUGACCUACCUGCAACGCCACACCAUAGCAAGGCUCCCAAACGAUCUGCAAGAAGAUGCUUUUCGAAACCUGUAAGUUACUUUUCUGGCUGUAAAUAAAUCAAGGCAACAAGUGGUUUUAUUUUAUAACAUCGGUAUAGAAAUAACCUAUAUGAAUAGCAAGUUAUAUGAAUAUGAAUGCUUAUGAAUACCAACAUCAAUAUAGAAAUAACCUAUAUUUCAAGUCAACCAAAGUUGCAAGUCAACCAAAGCAAACCCUCAAUCCUAUAAAAAUGUGCUGGGUGAUUUAAUUCACAAAUAUAGAAUCUUUUGACUAAGGGUGAAAGCAGGAUGGGGAGGGAGAAUUUUGGCUGACAGGCUAAUGAAAGGAAAGUCAGUCAAAUCCAUCCAUCGUGUGCUGCUUUUCUCUUUCAGAUCAACUGUGUUCAGAGACCUGUAUGACAGAACAGGAGCAAAUGCACAAAAGGCUCUAUACGACUGGAUGACACAAAUCCUACAAAAAUCCUACAAUACCAGUGGUAGGUUGAAUACCAGCAACCAACAGGUGCCAUAUACAUCCCUUAAGGCAGUGAUUCCCAAGUGGUGGUCGGAGGACCACAGGGAUUUUGUGUAACCCACCCAGGCAGUCCGUGGCACCAUUCACAUAACUAAAACUAGCAGAGAUAUAUAAACAUUUUCAAAAGUAGGGGGUCCAUGGCUUGACUCUUCAAAAACAGGGGUUCCACAGUACUUAACUAAUUGGGACCUACUGCUUUAAGGGCUUACCAAUGUGGCACCCAUAUGCUCCAAUGUACUCACCUGUUCCUCAUAUGGUGCUUACAAAAAUUACAGGAAAUACCCCUUCAAAAAUUUAUAAUGCACAGGUGACUGCUGCUGAGUUUCUGAUUGCAUUGGCCCUGCCUCUUCUGCACUGACACCCCCCACCCUGCUUAAACAUGCUCAAAUUUCAUUGGAUGUCAAGUUUGGCCACCCUCCCACUCUCUCUCUCUCUGAACAAAGGAGGGAUGAAAAGAGCUUCUCGCCAGGAGUUAAUGUGGUAUAUUGGAACUGAUGUAGGUGCCUUUUCCCCAUCUGAAAUAUACUCGUCCUGCAGUGGUUUCAUGCUCUUUACUGCAGCUUGUAAAACAGUGACUGAAUUUCCCCCCAAACCUCAGGCUUUUAUGUACAUUAUUUACAUAAUGAAUCCCGUCUGAUUGGCUGAUUCUGCUUCCCUCCUGGAGCCUGAUUGGUCUUCUCCUGCAGGCCAAUCAGUUGUUGCAUUCUACGAUCCUACCAGCCUAAUAGGCUGGUUAACUUCCUCCUGGCGCCUGAUUGGUCUUAUCCUGCAAGCCAAUCAGUUGUUGCAUUCUAGGAUCCUACCUGCCUAUUGUUCUAGGAUCCAAGCUUAGUACAUAACACCAUCAAUGGGGAUUGACUAGAGGGCAUUUUGUCUCUCUCUCUGCUCUUUUAGAUACAGCAGCCAUUUUGUCCCCUGAACCUGAAGACUUCACCCUAGCCUCUCACUCUCUAGGGUUUAGCUGUCUCCCAUUCAGCCAUCAGUAGGGUUGCUGGGUCAGGAGCACCCCAGACCCUGAGAUUUCAGAGCCCAAACCUGAAACCUAGGAGCAGCCUCUGGGGAUGCCACAGGGGAUAGCCCCCAGUGAUGUCAUGGUGAGCAGGCAGUUCCUGGUGAUGUCAUUAAGCAUGACACUUUGAGCUAAGCAUCAACCAGUCUCUGAGAGCAUGUCAGUGACCCUAGAUACCGUAAGUCUAUGCAAUAAUUUUCAGCCAGCUCCUUGCAAGCUGCAUGCACAGUCUUCUUAAUCAUUCCUUUUAAAGGCACUAUUGCCCACUUGGUGAUUCAAGCCCUCCCUCUGCCAUGAAGCAGGUGGUGGGGGAGCAGCAAAUCUGGAGAAUUCAGGUCAGCCCUGGCAACCCUAGCAAUCAACUGCACUCCAUGCAUUCCAUGCACUCCACGCACCCUGCUCCAGGCUACAUCGGGUGUAGUGCAUACCUUCUAUAUUUCUCUGAUGAAAAUAGGGAUGUCCUAUUCUAUUAUUAUUAUUAUUAUUAUUAUUAUUAUUAUUAUUAUUAUUAUAUUUUAUUUUAUUUAUACCCCACCCAUCUGACUGAGUUGCCCCAGCCACUCUGGGCAGCUUCCCACAUAUAUAAAAAUAUUAAAGGUAAAGGUAAAGGUACCCCUGACCGUUAGGUCCAGUUGCGGAUGACUCGGGUUGCUGUGCUCAUCUCGCUCUAUGGGCCGAGGGAGCCAGCGUUUUCCACAGACAGCUUCCGGGUCAUGUGGCCAGCAUAACUAAGCCGCUUCUGGUGAACCAGAGCAGCGCACGGAAACGCCGUUUACCUUCCCGCUGGAGCAGUACCUAUUUAUCUAUUUGCACUUUUUGGGUGUGCUUUCGAACUGCUAGGUAGGCAGGAGCUGGGACCAAGCAACAGGAGCUCACCCCGUCAUGGGGAUUUGAACCGCCGACCUUCUGAUCGACAAACCCUAGACUCAGUGGUUAAAUAUUAUUUUUAAAACUUCCCUGUACAGGGCUGCCUUCAGAUGUCUUCUAAAGGUUGUAUAGUUACUUAUCUCCUUGGCUCAGGGGUCACAUAACUCCAUACCCUCCAACAUUUCUCUGAUGAAAAUAGAGAUGCCCUAAGGAAAAGCGGGACAUUCUGGGAUCAAAUCAGAAACCAGGACGGCUUCUGUAAAUCUGGGACUAUCCCUGGAAAAUAAGGACAUUUGGAGGGUCUGGUAGUGAGCUUCCCUUUGGUGUGUGUAGCCAAAUGAUGGCAAAUGGACCUCCCUCUGCUCAAAAUCCUUACUCUGACCUCUGCAUGCCUCUCCUCUUCCGGCUGCUCAGAGACAAAUCCUUUUGUUUAUCUUUCUGGGGGAAUAACCGUGUCUUUCACGCCAUGGUUUAUUGUAGGCAAUUGUCUAAGAAUUACAAGAUUGCAAUGAGGUAGAAGAUAAUCUGUUAUUGGGAAAUAUGUUUCCCAAUGGACAUAUGGAUUCUGGACACUGUUUCCUGGGACGGAUCGAUACAACUGUCUACGCAGCAUAUCUAGAUCAAUGCUAGGAGCUAUGGCAGGAAGAACUGCACAUGAAUCCAGCAGAGGGCUCCAGAGCAAAAGCUAUAGAUCACUGCUGGUUGAAAUCUGCCCUUGGAAUCAAUCACCCUGCCUCCAAAGAAAUGAGGAGAUCUGCUCAGUUGGAUUACUGUAAUCCUGUGGGACUGCCUUUGAAGGAAGUUCAAAAUGCAGCUGCCCAAGUUUUGACUUUAGGUUGCAUAUUCUGUAUACUAAUAGUGAACUAAUUAUCUAAGGGUUGUUCCUUACGUUGCCAAAAUGAUACCAUCCCCAUCAGUGCCAGGUUUAUGUAUAAGCUAAACAAGCUAUAGCUUAGGGCCCCACUCUCUUGGGGGCCCCCCAAGAAAAUUUAAAGGAAAAAAACCUGGGUGUACAUUUCCAAAAUAUAAAAUAAAAAACUAAUAAAAUAAAACCUACAUACAGCAGCAGUGUUUUGUGUUGUGUAGGCUCCUAUGAUGUAAGUAAUGGGCACUCAAUCAUUUUAAGUUAGAGCUUAAUAAUUAUUUCACUAUUAAUAUACUUCUUAAUUGUAUUUCAGUUCAACAAUUACUUUGAUAAAAUGCAUAUUUUGUUAUGUGCAAAUGGCUUUAGAUACCUAUUAGGCCCAUAAAUUACCAUAUAGCAUAUAUUCAACACAAAAAAGCGGCAAUUUCUUGUUGACAAAGAACAGCUGGACAUAUAAAGGGCUCCACUACCUUCAGUAGCUUAGGGCCUCAUCAAACCUAAUUCCGGCGCUGAUCCCCAUGCACAAGAGUGCCUGGCGGGUAUCAGCAGGCUUGUUGUGGGAGUGGGAACCCCAAGGUUUGCAAAAGUACAAUAAAUUUUCUCCCCCCAACAAAUCAGAGGGAAACUGCAUAGGUCAUGCACAGCAGUUGCAGAAUGUUUACUGACAGCUGGCCAGAAAACUGGGAGGAGAGGGCACUGAAAAUGGCAUGACCGGCUGGCUGGCUAGAGCCCUGAAUAGAAGCACUUUUCACUGUAACAUUUUGUUACAAGGCCAACUUGUUCGUUUAUAGUAGUAAUGAUGCUCACUUGGCUAUGAGCAUUUUUCUUUUGUGGUGUCCCCAGAACCGGAGAAUUCUACUUCGUGGGUCAGUGCAGACAACCUGUGGAUCCUAGGAAGAUAUAUGGUUCACCUCCCACUGGAAGAAAUCACAAAAAUUAACCCUAAUGAAGUAAGUAAUGAUGAAGUACUCACCUGAAUAUUGGUUUUGGAAUAUAUAAGGCACGGUUGGUGUCAUUCUUAUGGCUCCAAGUACUACUCUGGAUUUCAAUCACAGUACCAGUUUGAGUUCUGAGUACACACACAGAGAGAGAAAGAGAGAGAAAUAUAGAUAUAUCACUCAUGAAAGAAAGCAAGAUUCUAGUAGUAAUCAAAUCCACAGAACUGUAAUGAUCUUUACUUUUUAAAAAACAGUUCCUGAAGUUAUAAUAGGUCAAAACUGGCUCUCACACACUUUUAUUGUUUAAUAAAACAAACAUUGAACAAAAGUAAGAUCUCCUUAGGAAAACAAAAUAUAAAUGUAGAUAUUUUAUUUUUAUUAUUAAAAACAGUGUUCUGUUUAGAACACAUAAGUUGUUAAAUCCAAUUAGCCAAGGCAACAGGUCUUAUCAAGAGCAUUCUAAAAUGCAAGACUCUUCUUUGCUGGGGAGAGAUUGAGGGAAAUGGGAGCAGUGGAGGGGAUGUAGAUAGGUAUCAUAUGGAAUAUGAACAUUUAGUGUAUACUGCUGAGUUCAGUCCUGAUAACACACCUUUAAUCUCUCUUCUAAUUAGAUGAGAUUGUUCAUUAGUUAUGACAAUGCAACAAAACAGCUUGAUACCGUGUAUGAUAUCACACCGGAUCUUUCGCUGGCUUUCUUGGAAAGAAUAAAUGCAUCAGGAUUUGAUAUGAGAAACACCUCAACUAUCUAUAGGCAAGUCAUAUUUCUCAAGGUUGUAUUUUUUGCAAGUUGAGCAUGGUGGUGAGGAGGAGAGAGAUGAGGCUAAGUGUUUCAAGGAUUGUUAUCAAGUCAUGGAAAAACUGUUGUCUUCUGGACCCCACAGUGCUAUAUGAUGGGUCCUCUUAUUUUUAUUUUAUUUCAUAAAAUCUCUACACUGCUUGACUGUAAACAACAACAACAGCAACCUCCACAUAUUUUACAAAAAAAUAAAACAAGAAAAUAAAGAAAAAAAUGCAACAGUACUUUCAAACAUACAAAAGUUAAAAUACUAAGAAUAUAAUUACCUCAACUUUCUAAGCACCUGGGUAGGCUUGUCUAAAGAAGAAUUUGUUUUUAGCAAGUGCCAAAAAGAGUACAGUGGUACCUCGGGUUACAUACGCUUCAGGUUACACACUCCACUAACCCAGAAAUAGUGCUUCAGGUUAAGAACUUUGCUUCAGGAUAAGAACAGAAAUCGGGCUCCGGCGGUGCAGCAGCAGCAGGAGGCCCCAUUAGCUAAAGUGGUGCUUCAGGUUAAGAACAGUUUCAGGUUAAGAACAGACCUCCGGAACGAAUUAAGUACUUAACCUGAGGUACCACUGUACAGUGAAGGCACCUGGUUGAUAUCAAUAGGGAUUUUCAAGUGUAGGUGCUGCCACACUAAAUGAUUGAGUUCUUACAAAUGUGGAAUGGGUAUUAUGUGGUAUCUGUAGUGGUGUCAGUUCUUCUGCUCAAAGAGAUCAAGUAGCCACAUGUGGGGUAAGGUCAUUUCAUAGGUAAACUGGUCCUAAGUUGUCAAGGGCUUUGUAUAAUAAUGUGGGAGAGCAUUCAACCAGCCAAUUGUCCCCUGCUAUAUGUCCUGAAGUGGUACAGUCCCAGAAGGGCUGUGUCAUGUGAUUUUUCUGGACAUGUAAUUUGAUUCAAAAUAAUUUGCUUUGAUUGGUUGCCCAAUAUAACAGUACCACUUAUAUACAGUGUGCUUAGAGUAUGGAAGGCACGUUGUAUGUAUUAUACCCUCUUAUGAGCCUUAAAGGUAAAGGUACCGCUGACCGUUAGGUCCAGUCGCGGACAACUCUGGGGUUGCGGCGCUCAUAUCCCUCUAUAGGCCAAGAGAGCCGGCGUUUGUCCACAGACAGUUUCCGGGUCAUGUGUCCAGCAUGACUAAGCCGCUUCUGGUGAACCAGAGCAGUGCACGGAAACGCCUCUUACCUUCCCGCUGGAGCGGUACCUAUUUAUCUACUUGCACUUUGACGUGCUUUUGAACUGCUAGGUUGGCAGGAGCAGGGACCGAGCAACGGGAGCUCACCCCAUCACGGGGAUUCGAACCGCUGACCUUCUGAUCGGCAAGCCCUAGUCUUAGUGGUUUAGACCACAGUGCCACCCGCUGUUGUAUGAGCCUUACAACAACUCUAAAAGAGAGGGCAGCAUUAUUAACCCCCUAGGACUUUCUGGUUUAUAACUCAGUCUCUUAACCACUGCCCUAUGCUACCCAGCUGCACUGUAGUGAUGGGCAUUCAGUAGGGGAAGGCUGCCAACUCACUUCCACAUUCUUUCAUGCAGGUUAGGCUUGCUGGUUUGUUUUUACAAUAGCCUGGAACAGAUGGAUGCCAAUGUGGCCCGUGUACUGCUUCAUCAAAUGAUUAAAUGUAACCAGCUGAGGGGUUUCCAGGCUGAUGUUCAGAAGGUGGGUAUAGACUUUAUUCUUGCUAGAAUGAUUGCAUCACUUUGGAAGGACUUUGGAAGUGACAGAAAUUUGAGUUUAGUGUCAUGUCAUGAUAGCCAGCCUGCUGGUCAUUUGGUUCUGUAAAAGACUGUCCACUCGGGCACCUGAGAAUUUUGGUGGCACAGGGUUCCGAAGGACAUGGAGCACCAUGCCCAGCCAUGAUAGCUGCCGGCAAACCAAGAAUCCACCCAACAAACUGCCUAGGUUGUUACAUCUCUUUCCAAUUCCCUCUUGGAUUUAGAAUAGUAUAUCCUUGGAUAUUGUCACAGAUCUUCCCCUACCAGGUGGGCACAGUACAUUCCUGGUAGUGGUGGAUUUGCUUGCAAAAACGGCCCAUUUCAUAUCUUGCAUCCUGUCCACCAAGUAAAUAGCUCACUUGUUUAUCAAGCAUGUAUUCCACCUACAUAGGCUGUCAGAAAGUAUUGUGUCUGAUUGAGGUUCCCAGUUUACUACAUGGUUCUGGCAUAGCUGCUUCCAUUCUACUGGAUGUAGAUCUUCUGCUCUCCAUAGCAUAUCACCAACAAACCAAUGGCCAGACCGAAUGUACCAACACUACUCUGGAGCAAUAUCUCUGCUGCUCCAUUAAUUACUAGCAAGACAACUGGGUAGAUCUAUUCUCACUUGUGUAGUUUGCCUACAAGAACGCCUAGCACUCUUCCACACGGCAAACAUUCUUUUUUGCUAACUACAGCUGCUGUGGUUCAGUGUGGUGUGCAACCCAGGCCUUUAUGUGUUUACACCUGUUGAGAAUGUCUGUUUAGCAAACGUUGCUAUUGAUCAGAGAAACAAAGGAAAGUUAGCCUCAGAAAGCAUACAUGUUUUAGUUUCUGAUCAGUUCUUUAACACACUUUUUAAAAAACUGUUUCAGCUCAAAUCCCAACUUCUUGACAUUGCCAUGCAAAAUCAGACGUUGAACGACACUCUUGGGUCACUCUCGGACGCAGUUGUGGGACUAACUAUCAGCCAGUUGGAGUCUCUCUCACCUGAGGCUGUGCACAAUGCUAUUCCAACCUUAAACCAAGUCUCUGGAUGGGCCAAAAGCCAGAUCAUGAUUUUAUCCAGCAAAUACCUGAUGUAUGAAAAGGUACUUUGGGGGAUGUUGUUGUAAAAUGAAUCUAAAAUGAACUAUUCAGAACUGCUCUGCAUUGUACCCAGGCAAUGCCAGGUAAAAGACUGCUAGUACAAUAUAAAGUGCAAGUGGCUCAAAAGCCUUCUGCCCAUGAUGUGCAAAAACAAGCUUGGAGAUUUUACAUAUAACCUAUGCAUACUGUCCAAAUGCAGUCUUAUACUCUGUUAAUCGGCUGCUGUGCAUUUAUUUUGUUCUUCAUGCAGGCUUUGUCGUUUCAUAAUAUAAGUCAAAUGGGUGCUUUGGCGACUGGGAUCAGCACCCAGGCGUUCCACAACAUGAGUCCCAAAGAGCUCUCUCAGGUUGUCAGAGGCGCACUGGCGCAACGUGCAUCAGAUUUGUCACCAGCACAGCACCAAGGGAUCCUCCGGAAGGUAUUUGCAGAUCUUUGUGUGGGAGGAGUAGAGUUGGGGGAGAAAUCCAGUUCACUUGACAUUUCGCACGUGGGUUCGCACUUUCCAAAAUGAUACCCCAUGGGUAGGCAAACUAAGGCCCGGGGGCCGGAUGCGGCCCAAUCGCCUUCUAAAUCCAGCCCACGGACGGUCCAGGAAUCAGUGUGUUUUUACAUGAGUAGAAUGUGUCCUUUUAUUUAAAAUGCAUCUCUGGGUUAUUGGUGGGGCAUAGGAAUUUGUUCAUUAUUCCCCCCCCCCAAAAAAAUAUAGUCCGGCCCCCCACAAGGUCUGAGGGACAGUGGACUGGCCCCCUGCUGAAAAAGUUUGCUGAGCCUUCAUACACAAACAGAAACAUGGGUAUCCUUUCUGUCUGAAUUUUGUGAUGCAGUUCUCUAACCCAAAAAAGGGAAUAAAAUUAUUGUUGUUUUUCGUUGUUGAAUUUAUAUACUGUUCUACCUCCUGAGGGAACAAACAUAUCCACAUUAUUAUUAUUAUUAUUAUUAUUAUUAAAAAAAUCUAAAACAGGUAAAACAUUCCAUAAACAGUUUCAAUUAAAGUUCUCAAGACUUUAUCAGCGAGGAGCUUAUCAGUAAGAAUCCUAUAGGCCUCCAGAUGUUGUUGACUUCCACCUCACAGCCAGCAUGAUGUCAGUUGUAGUUCAGAACAUCUUGAGAUUCCUCACCCCUGGCACAGAGCAUGGCUACAGGUUGUGGCCAGGUGAAAGAAUGCAAACAUUUCCUACUAUUCAGGACAAGCUUUUGGAUUAAUAAAGCUGUGCAGGUUUGCUGCACAGGUAAUUGGCAUUUUGGUUCCCUUGUUUGGAAUGUGUGCAUUUUUAAAAGAAAUGUGUUGAUUUUUCUGUCUUUUGAUAAUUUGAUUAUGUAUACCCCUAAUAACUCCCAGCACCCUUAACAAAGCCAGUGUGGUGUAGUGGUUAGGAGCGGUAGACUCGUAAUCUGGUGAACUGGGUUCGCUUCCCCGCUCCUCCACAUGCAGCUGCUGGGUGACCUUGGGCUAGUUACACUUCUCUGAAGUCUCUCAGCCUCACUCACCUCACAGAAUGUUUGUUGUGGGGGAGAAAGGGAAAAGGAGAUUGUUAGCUGCUUUGAGACUCCUUCAGGUAGUGUUAAAGCGGGAUAUCAAAUCCAAACUCUUCUUCUCUUCUUCUUCUGCUAUUCCCAGGAUUCUUUGGUGGAAAGCACGACUGUUUAAAAUGGUACGAUAUUGCUGUAAUUGUAUAUUUGCAGAUGGGGCUUAGGUCCCACUGAGUUCAGUCAGAAGAACUUCCAAAUAAGCUGUACCUUGUACUGUUGCCUUUGGGUUUGGGGCCAACUCUGAGGGAGCUGCAGCUGUUCAGUUAAAGCAAGUGAUGUAAACUGGGAUAAGACACUGUGGAGAAUUUGCCACCGCAAGAAAAUGGCCACCAUCUUGGAAGGCUUUAAAAGAAGUUUUGAGGAUUCAUAAAGUUAUCAAAGGCAACUAGCCAUGGUGGCUAUGUUCUACCUCCACUUUUGGAAGUAGUAACACUUCUGAACACCAGUUGUUGGUGGGCAGAGCACUGGUGUGCUUUCGGGCUUCCCACAGGCAUCUGGUUGGCCAUUGUGAGAACAGGAUGCUGGACUGGAACAGCCAUUGGCCUGAUUCAUCAGGACUCUUCUUAGCAUUGCCUCUUGUGCUUCUUCUGUAGAUGAUCGAAUCCAUGGAACUGAUAUCAGUGAUUGCCGAUAUGCAAGGGGCCUUUUUUAAAGAGGUGUCACUUGUUACUUUGUGGAUGGAGGAAGGACUGAACUCUUCACUAGUGAAAGACAAAGAAUUAAGGCCAAGUCAGGUAACUAACAACACAAAUAUCUCUCAGGUAUCCCCAGGGCCGGAUUUAGGUUUGAUGAGGCCCUAAGCUACUGACGGUAGCCCUUUAUAUGUCCAGCUGUCCUUUGUCAACAACAAAUUGUCGCUGUUUUUGUGUGUUGAAUAUAUGCUAUAUGGUAGGCAUAGGCAAACUCCGGCCCUCCAGAUGUUUGGGACUACAAUUCCCACCAUCCCUGACCACUGGUCCUGUUAGCUAGGGAUGAUGGGAAUUGUAGUCCCAAACAUCUGGAGGGUCAGAGUUUGCCUCUCCCUGCUAUAUGGUAAUCUAUGGGCCUAAUAGGUAUCUAAAGCCAUUUGUACAUGUUGUCAUGCAACCAGUCCAUGCAGAAUGUAGGUACCCUAUAUAUAGAAAUGAGCAAACCAGUGAUAUUUUAGGGAGCAGGCUAGCAGGCAGGGCCUAUGACUUACAUCAUAGGAGCCUACACAACACAGUACACUGUUGUUGUAUGUAGGUUUUACUUUAUUUGUUUUUUAUCUUAUUUUUUGGAAAUGUACAUCCAGGGUUUUUCCCUUUAAAUUUUUUGGGGGCCCUAAGCUAUAGCUUGUUUAGCUUAUAUGUAAAUCCGGCACUGGGUAUUCCUAAGUGCAGACCAGGUAUGCAGAAAAAUCCCAAAGCAGCCUGGCAAAAACCUGCAAGCUUCUGGGAGGUACUGAAUGUCACGAUGUCAGCUAAGUAUAGCAAGGGAAGAAAACUGAAAUUGGGAGAUGAAGUGAGGAAGAGUAGCAUUCCUUUAGGGACUGGCGAUGCCCUGCACAGUUUUGUUUCAGAUUCCGUGUGUGUGCAGCUAAUUUGAUUUCAGUACUUUCAUUUCAUUUCAGGCCUUGUUUCUGUAUGAAUUGUUGUCAAAGAAAACCCCUUCUCCCGACCUCUUAAGGUAUGAUUUCACCACUGACCCUUACCUUUCCAUCCUUAUGGAGCCACAAUUGCAAGUAUUAUUUUCUUGCUCUUUUGAGGUUCAGAUGCCUGAAAUUUCUAUAGGCAGAGCAUCACCAUGGAAGUAACAGCACGCAGGAAGCAAUUUUCCCUUUGUUCGUCCCACACCAUUCAAGUGCAUUUAACUGUUAAUUUACAAACCACAAAAAAGUCCAAUUUUUAAAAAGUGGAUUUGUUGAGUUGAGCAACUGAGCACUUUAAUGUAUUUUAAUAAGUGCUUUUUUCUGGGGGUACACAGGGGUAUGCAUACCUCUAAAUAUUUUGUGAAUCUAAGUUUGGCCUCAUUGAGGGGCAGUAUUUCAAUAUGAUUAGGAAAAUGAGAGUACCCCUAAACAUUUUUUUCAGAAAAAAGCGCUAAUUUUAAUUACCCAACCUAAAUUUACGCUAUGCACUUCAGUCCCAUCUGCAAAAUAGAGAUGGUCUGGAUACACUUCUCAGCACACUUCCUGAAUGUUAUGGGACUUACAUAUGAGUAGACAUACAUAGAAUUGCACUGUAAAACGUGCCAAGUCAUGUUGGGUCAUAUAAUUACUUAACUAUCUAUGCUUUCUUCAAAUCAGCAUCAGCCAAUUGGUGAAAGGAGUAACGUGCAGUCAGCUUGAGAGUAUGAGCACAGUCUCUUUUUUAAACACAUUCAAAGUUUUUGAAAAGAAUCUUCACCUGCUGUCGCCAUAUCAGGUAAAAUGUGAAAGCACCAUUAUUCUGUGUUCAACAGAAGCUAGCGCCAGGGUGGGUGGGUCUAUUUCAGGCCAACACCACCUUCUGAAGCUUUUACCAUAAUUCUGUUACGUUUCUGCAUUACUCUGAGAUUUAUUCAUUUUUUAAUGCCCUCAAAAUAACGUUUAUAUGUUUGCCUUCUUUCAAAAUAUAUUUGAAUAUGCAAUUCAAAUAGAUUUUGAAAGAAGUACGCAAUUUGGUGUGCUUAAACGGACAAGAAUCGUGUUGCAACAAUAAAAGGAAUGCAAAAAUCUGGUGAAUAGCCAAAUUUGGGUUUUGCACACUAGUCUAAUUGUGCUUCCAAGUGGGACUUAAUUUGCAAGUGAGUCAUUGAGAAAUUGCAAACCAGUCAUUGGCCACAGUUUGUAUAUGGAUGUGUGACUUUGGCUGGUAUGUUAUGUGGAUGUGGUGUCAUGUUAUAUUAUGGGGGUCUGGUGUUAUGACCCACAUCUUCAUAGCAGCACAUCUACACAUAUGUGGAUGUUGUGUUAUGUGCUGCUAUGUUAUGUGGAUGUCAUUAAGUGCUGUUAUGUUACGUUGCAUGAAGGUGUGGUAUGGAUAGGUACGUCUGGAUAUUGUCUGGAAGUUAUGAGCAACGAACCUAUCAAGGAUUAUAGCUGCUGCUGCUUUUUCCAUUGCUCCUCGACAAUCACAUAUAGCUAAAAAUGAUUUAAGGAUGUCUUUUUUGCAGAUCAAUUGUCUGGCUUGGAAAUUUUGGAUACUCUCCAAUGCAUCUGUGCCUCCCUAUCUCUUAUCAGUGCUUCCGUAAGUUCUCUCUCACGCACACCUAUUUUAAUAAAAAGCAAAGGUACCCUUGUUGGUCCAUUAAAAAGCAAAAACACAGGGUUGUUGUGGGGGAUUAAAUGAGGUGCGGGAGAGCCAUGUAUGCCACCUUGAGAUUCUAGGGGGGAAAGUUGGGAUAUAAAUGGACCACAAGCUUAACAUGAGUCAACGGUGUGAUGCAACAGCAAAAAAAAAGCUAACACUAUUCUAGGCUGCAUCAAUAGAAGUAUAGUGUCCAGAUCAAGGGAGGUAAUAGUACCACUCUAUUCUGCCUUGGUCAGACCACACCUGGAGUCCUGUGUCCAGUUCUGGUUGCCACAAUUUAAGAAGGAUGUUGACAAGCUGGAAGGUGUGCAGAGGAGGGCAAACAAGAUGAUCAGCGGUCUGGAAACUAAGCCUUAUGAGGAACACUUGAAGGAGCUGGGUAUGUUUAGCCAGGAAAAGAGGAGAUAUGAUAGCCAUCUUCAAAUAUCUUAAGGGCUGUCAUAUGGAAGAGGAAGUGUGCUUGUUUUCUCCUGCUCUUGAGGGUAGUACUCGAGGCAACUGCUUCAAGUUAAAAGAAAGGAGAUUCUGACUACACAUUCGGAAAAAAACUUUCUGACAGUAAGAGCUCUUUGGCAGUGGAACAGACUCCCACGAGAGGUGGUGAACUCUCCUUCCUUGGGGGUUUUUAAGCAGAGGUGGAUGGUCAUCUGUCAUGGAUGCUUUGGCUGACAUUCCUGCCUUGCAGGGGGUUGGACUAGAUGACCUUUGGGGGUCCCUUCCAACUCUACAGUUCUGUGAUUCUAUGAAAUGCAAUAAAUGAAUGAAUGAUAAAUAGUUCCAAGAUGGCAAUGGCAGACUGAAACAAAAUACCUCUCAGAUGCUAUAGAUUUCAGGUUACAGUCAUAGGAUUCUGAGAUAAAGAAGAAAUGGCUGCUCUACAUCUAUAAGAGUGUGUAACAUUUGCUUGUCACUCAGAUCUGUCCCACACAUUAAAGAAACACAAGGGCUCCUGGAUAGACAGAGAACAGAAAUAAAGAUUUCUGCUGCCUGCUGUGAAGCCACAAUCCUAUAUAUCCACGUACAUACCAGGGUAGGGAAAACCUGUUGCCCUCCAUGUGUUGCUGGACUCCAUCUCCCAUCAUGCCCAGUCAGCAUCACCAAUGGCUAAGAUUGAUGGGAGAUGCAGUCCAACAACAUCUGGCGGAACCAGACAUUCUUCAUCUCUGGGCCAUAAGAACCCAAUGUAUGUCAUACAGUGCCCUUCAAGGGAAAAGUGGGGUACACUGAAUUUUAGUGUGUAGUGCUCUAAAGAUCCUAGUUUCUUCUUCCCCAAAACCGAUAUUUUAAAUCUUUCCUCUAGUGCUGAGUAUCUGGAAUCCAUUUCAGGACCUCUCUGUGCCCCUUUUGUGACCAGCCUGGGGAAGCUUGAACUUGACCGUCUUGUUUCAAAUAGGCAGAAGAAACAAGCAAUUUUGCAAAAAGUGCAAGACUGCCUGGUAAGAAUAUGACACUAUUUUGUUUCGUUAAAAUGUGUAUGUCCCACUUUGGGGUCCGCACAGGCUCUCCAAGUCUUUUAUGGGCAACCCCAUACAAAAUAACAAUUUAAAAAACAUAAUAUAGUGGUACCUCAGGUUACAUACGCUUCAGGUUACAGACUCUGCUAACCCAGAAAUAGUGCUUCAGGUUAAGAACUUUGCCUCAGGAUGAGAACAGAAAUUGGGCUCCGGAGGCACGGCAGCAGCAGGAGGCCCCAUUAGCUAAAGUGGUGCUUCAGGUUAAGAACAGUUUCAGGUUAAGUACAGACCUCCGUAACAAAUUAAGUACUUAACCCGAGGUACCACUGUAUACAAAACAACCCAAACUAGCUCACUGAAGCAGCAGCAAGCCAAACAACAAAGAAAACCAGGAAGGAAGCUGGGGAAAAGGAACUCAACAUAAUACCCAGAGGAAAGAAACCCUUAGGUUUUCUUAACUGUUUUUAAUGGUUGUUUUCUCUGUGUUUUUAGCGGUUCUUCAGAACUCAUUCCAUCUUGUAGCUUGAUCACAAUUGCGCACACACACCCCAGCACUGGCUUCUUUAUUUCAGAACGGCUCGGCCAUAGAUGAAUAUGACAUUGACUUACUUGGAAAUCUCAUUUGCCAUCUACCCCCGGAGUUUAUUUGUGAAGGAAUCUCACGGGAAGCGAUGGCAACAGCCCUUCACCAGUUCGGACUAUGCCAUCAUCUCAGCGAUGAUCAGAAGACAGAAAUCAAGCGCAGACUUAUUGAAUUGCACGGGUAAGAGAAUAAUCUGGGAGGGUUUUGCUCUGAAUCUUCGUGUAAAGGUAAAGGGACCCCUGACCAUUAGGUCCAGUCGUGGCCGACUCUGGGGUUGCGGCGCUCAUCUCGCUUUAUUGGCCGAGGGAGCCGGUGUACAGCUUCCGGGUCAUGUGGCCAGCAUGACUAAGCCGCUUCUGGCGAACCAGAGCAGUGCACAGAAACACCGUUUACCUUCCCACCGUAGCGGUACCUAUUUAUCUACUUGCACUUUGACGUGCUUUCGAACUGCUAGGUUGGCAGGAGCAGGGACCGAGCAACGGGAGCUCACCCCAUCGCGGGAAUUCGAACCGCCGACCUUCUGAUUGGCAAGUCCUAGGCUCUGUGGUUUAACCCACAGCACCACCUGCGUCCCGAAUCUUCGUGUAGCAGCAUAUAAAUCAGUCUGACACUUUAAAAAAAUUAAUUCUGUUGUAUUCAUUUAACAACACACAGUAUAUAACCAUUAAUGACAAAGGACUUUCACCUUAAAGUUGAUCACUUUCUUCAAUCAGGACACAGGAGAAUCUCACAAUUUACAGUAGAGGCAUGCGGGGAAGUGGUGUCCAUAGAACACAUGUCUAAGUAAUAAUUUUAAAAGAUCUUAUGUAAAGAAAGCAACAAAAGGGCAUUUUUACAUAGCUAUUGGCUGUGUUCCAGCAUAUGGAUUUUAUUGGUACAUUUGCUACAUCAUUUAUUUCGGCAUUGUGGCACGCUCUGAGAUUUCUUUGUUCACAUCAUAUUCCAAAAUGUAUUUCCAAGUUCCCCAAGAAACUGGACAGCUGAAACCACGCGGGACGUUGGAUCAUUCAUAGCCCUUUUGCCAAAAGCUGAAUUAAACAUCCUCGUGGAAAAGGUACUGUCAGAAUUCUUGCUGGGGUGUGUUUGGAGUGCUUCUGUUCUCAAUUCCAGCUAGCCAGUGACGACCUUUUCCAGGAUAUGCCAUUCCAUUCCCCCUCCCCUCUACUUUUCAUCCCCUUCCCCAACAGGCAGUGUUCUAUAGCCACUGAGCAAGUUCUAUCCUCAAUGGGCUAUUUGAGUCCCACCCCCCCAUACUUCAGAAAACCUUGGAGUUUCACCCAAGGGUGCUACUUCCUUUGACAACACUUUGUCACACACCUGUGUUUCAGUUGUGCCAUUUUGGCUUCCGAAGGACCCACACUCAGAUGAGUUCACUUAAUAGUAUAUAUAGAGUCCUUGCAAGAUGCAACAUAGUGCAGAGAGAGCGGAUAGAGGUAUGUACUGUAUUUUUUGCUCUAUAAGACUCACUUUUUCCCUCCUAAAAAGUAAGGGGAAAUGUGUGUGCAUCUUAUGGAGCGAAUGCAGGCUGCGCAGCUAUCCCAGAAGCCAGAACAGCAAGAGGGAUUGCUGCUUUCACUGCACAGCAAUCCCUCUUGCUGUUCCAGCUUCUGAGAUUCAGAAAAAAAAAAUUCUUGUUUUCCUCCUCCAAAAACUAGGUGCGUCUUGUGGUCUGGUGCAUCUUAUAGAGCGAAAAAUACAGUAGUUCUCUCUCUCUCUCUCUCUCUCUCUCUCUCUCUCUCUCUCUCUCUCUUGAACUACAUUAGAACUUGUGGGAAAUGAGUGGGCAAUAGAUUUGGGAUUGACAGUAAGGAAUUGCUGCUUCCCAUAGCACAUCAUUUAUUUGUGGAAUUCACUGAAAUUGGAUGUCGUGAGGGCGGCUGACUUAGAUGGUUUUAAAAGGGGGUCAGACAAAUUCAUGGCUAUUAAUCAUGACAAGCUGGACCUGCAACAAAAUGUUGCAGCAUAUUGCUAUCUAGGGUGGCCUAAUGCAAAAGAAGACAGGGCUCCUUCACCUUUCAUAGUUGGCAGAAUGUGUCGUUUCGGCCAGUGCACCUUGCAUGAUAAUAAUAACCAUCUUUAGUUUGUCCCUCCCUCUCCUUAAAGUUUCCUGAUAUCAUCUCGGAAAUAGCAUCAAAGAUGACUGGGCCAGUUCUGCCAACUGAGGAGCUGCUUUUGGCUCAAUUUGAAUCUAUCCACAAUUCCAGCAUCCCAGGGACAACACCUGAUUUGACUUCUGGUAGGUAGAAUGCACUGCUGGCUUUGUAUAGCAGAAAAAAGUUGCUGCUGAGUUUGGCUUUGUUUGUCUGUUGUCUCAAAUGAAUAUUUAUACAGUGGUACCUUGGUUCUCAAACUUAAUCCAUUCCGGAAGUCCGUUCCAAAACCAAAGCGUUCCAAAACCAAGGCACACUUUCCCAUAGAAAGUAAUGCAAAAACAACCCUUAAAACAGCAUGGAUUUUACUAUCUAACAAGACAAUUGAUCAAUAAAAUGAAAGCAAUAAACAAUGUACUGCAUUCACACAAUCAACCAAUCAGUAGCUGAACUGGGUGCCACACAGUCACAAAAACAAAAAAAGAGCUGCACAAACAAAAACGCAAAAUAAAUAGCAAAAACAGACAGACCUCAGCGUAACAUUCAAAACAGAAGUGUGGCACUCAGAACAGAAGCAUAACACUCAAAAUGGAGCACGUUCGGCUUCCGAGAAAAGUUCACAAACUGGAACACUUACUUCCGGGUUUGCAGUGUUUGGGUUCCAAGUUGUUUGAGUACCAAGGUGUUUGAGAACCAAGGUACCACUGUACUAGGUUUCGUAAAGAAAAACAGAAAGCAAGGAGAAGUAGCUCACCAGGUGGGGGGGAGCUGCAGUAUUAGCCUCCCAGCAGGUGGGGCGCUGUUGCUUACAGAGAGGGGUGAGACAGCAGGCAGGUCAGUGAGAAACCAACACUGAUAAAUUUGUCCAUCCUUGCCUCUUCAUGCUUAUUGUUUACAUCAGAGGAUGUGGAGUAUCCCCCCUUUUGCUUCUAAAAAUGUGAAGCUAUUCCCGUUUGACAGAUGAUGAAUGGAUUUUUGCUAGUACGACAUCAGAUUUACUGUUUGUUUAUUAUUGACCCUCCCUCCGUUGGCCCAGCAGACACAAUCUUGUUGGAAUGUUUUGCUGGCUUCUGUAGUUCUGUUUGAUUGAAGCAAAUCCUUCCUUUCGCUUCCGUUCCAAGUACAAAUCUCUUUGGUACAUCCUUGCUGUAAUUUGCUUAGUGGGGGAAAACUCGGCUCCUAAUCAGCAUCUGUGAUGUUCUACUUUAUUACAGGAGAUAGCCCAAUGCAAAGUUGCUUCCUUUUUUUAGUUAAAAUUGCAAAGCCACACUUUUCUAAGGGCUCGGACAGAUGUUAACCGAUUUUUUUUUUAAGAUGUUGGCUGAUGCAUCCCAGUAAGUGCUAGUGCUUGGAAGCUUUUUAAGUUCAAGGGCCACAUUCCCUUAAGGGCAAGCUUCUGGGGGCCAUAUACAAGUGGUGGGUGAGACCAGAGGCAAAAGUGAGUGGAGAAAGGAAUGCAAAUUUUACCUUUUUACAGUAGCCCAGUUUUUACACACACACACACACACACACACACACACACACACACACACACACACACACACACUUCUUUAUCUUCCAUGCAUGCAAGCAUUAUCAGAGUAUAAGGACACGUUUCCAGCCAGGCAAAAAUGUUGAAGUACAUUACAAAGCUGGACCACCGAAGGGUGUGGCUUGGAGAGAGGGUGUAUUGCAGUUAUUAUUAUUUCACUUUUGGAAGCAUUAGGAUAAAUGAAAACUGACUCUCCUUGAAAUAAAAAUUCUCCAGUCUAAAAAUAUGGUUCAAAAGCUAACAGAACUUGUUCCAAAACAGACACUCAAAACAACGUUACAUCCAAAUAGUUUCAUCAUAUCAUGUGCUUGUCCAAGCACAGGUACAGCGUCUUAGAAAUAUGAAAUUACUUCAUCCAGAACUGAAAAACCAAAGCUCUGUCCCUCUGCACACAGCCGGCAUUCCAGCCUAAGGCUGUGUUCCUGGAGAGGGAGUCAUUAGCACAGAACAAAGACUGACUUUAGAUCAGAUGAGAAAGAUAUUCAGUUGCAAAUCUCCAUUUCGUGUGAGUUGAACACCUCACACAGAGGAGCAGAGAUAGGUACAUUCUUAGUUAAUUAUCAAUUGUAAGGGUCUCUGCUGCCCUUGCUUAGCUUCAAUCACUCGUGCCACCUUGCCCCUGUGGUUGAGGGGGCAGGGUUGAGCCGCAUCAGCAUGCCAUGUGUGCACACACCCCAAGCAUGUAUGCAUGACGUCAGCACACCCUGCAGUGCGCUCGCAUACCCCAUGGCGUGCUGAUGUCCCUUGCACAUGACACAGUGUCACUUGUGCACAGCCACCACAGAACUUUGAGGGGGCCCAGCCCCUUAUUGAAAUUUUUCAGGGGGGCUGGCCCCCUAGCUCCCCUCCUACUUGGCACGCCUGGCUUCAAUGGACUUUUACAAUGUUACACCUUGUGCAAUACACAUACAAAGUUAUUUUCCAUUUCAAUGUACAAUUAUACUUAAUGGUUUGUUCUGGGGAGAAUCCCAAGGGCCAGGUAGGGAAGCCUGGAGGGCCAAAUUUCCCCCUAGGCCAGAGGUCUCCCAUUCCUGGCCUAAGCUAUCUCAGCCUAACUUAUUCAAUAUAGGCAAUAGCUGAAAUCCAAAUGCGCUUGGGAUAUCCAAGGCAAAAACUCUUGCACAUGGAGCCCUGUAACAGGAAGUUUAAGGUGAUGAGCCCCUCUCCCCCCCUAGAGAAAUAGAAGUGUCAAAUGAAACAUCUGCACUAGGGUAGUAACCUGCCUUGUAAUGGAAUUUGUUGCUGUCCCCCACCCUGCCCAACAUGGCAGUAAUCUUGCAAAAGAUUAGCAUUACGAUCUAAUUACCUCUUAGCAUUACAGUCAAUGAGUUUGUGUCGGUGAUUAACCUCUCUGCGAAUAUAUCUUCUUCUGUACCAGAUUGCGCAGACGUCAUGGCACCUUCUUCAGAGGAGAUUAUGAAAUUAUCAGAAGCCAACAUGUUCUGGUCAGCUCAAGAGCUGGCCUGCAUGGAUCCGGGCACUUUUGCCAAGACUGUGGAAUUCCUUGGCUCUGUGGUCCAUUUUGAUACCUCUCAGCUUGCUGCGCUGAAAGAGAAAGCUAAGGAGGUAGCUAUGAAGCGUUGUUGUUUUUUUACCAAACUUCCUUAGAUGUGCAUUUACUUGAGCUUGAGGGUGGUUAGUGGGGUCAAGUGAUUCCCGCUUUGAGCAGCAGAUGUAUCAUAAAAUACUGUUAUAUAAAAUACCCCCAAUCUCUGCUGAGCAGCAGCAAGAUUCCACGGGGGUUCCUGGCGCUAACCCAGGGUUGUGUUUCCGUUGGAGAAAUCGAGGCACACCAGAAUCUAGUGUCUUUAGGAAAUAUGAUUUAUUGGGCACAUAUUUACGCCUAAAGCUUUCAAUGGAGGGAUGGUGCAAUGGCACAUCGGCCCUCUCUCUCCCUAACACCGCUGCGCCAGGCCUCAGUUUCCCUUUCUCUUAGGUGAAAUCCCCAGUGGAGAAUGAAUCACGAGCGACAGUGGGUUUUUCUUUUGGGAAAACAGGUUGCAAACAAACUUUAUUAUAACAGAUGUAAGGAAGGAGUUUUGGUUCUUCUUCUUCCACAGAAAUGUAACAAGCAGUGCUGUUGCUUUUUCUUAAAACGUAUACAGUGGUACCUCAGGUUAAGUACUUAAUUCGUUCUGGAGGUCUUUUCUUAACCUGAAACUGUUCUUAACCUGACGCACCACUUUAGCUGAUGGGGCCUCCUGCUGCCGCUGCGCUGCCACUGCACGAUUUCUGUUCUCAUCCUGAAGCAAAGUUCUUAACCCGAGGUAAUAUUUCUGGGUUAGCGGAGUCUGUAACCUGAAGCGUAUGUAACCUGAGGCACCACUGUACUGUCUCAAGUUAUAGGCUGUAUGCUGUUCAGGCUUAAGGUUACUUACUUUUACACAUCUUCCAUAGAUCAGACUUCUCCACACACACUUCAGGAACUUAGGUUUUUAACUGGCCUGUUCCCCUCACAGACCCCCAAACCCUCCUUGGCCUCAAAAUCACUACUGCCUUUUUUUGUCAGAGUAUUCCCUCUGAGGAUCCUUUUUCCUGUGAACAUCAUGUGGGACUGUGUCUUGUCUAUUUUUAACAGUAUUUUGCAAUUCAGAACCUUAGAGCAUAUACUGAGAGUUCUCGGCUCUCCUCAGCUCUACCACCUGUCAGAACAAACCCUCCUGACAGAAUCCCCCUCACAGACCCCAUGAAUCUCUCCCACAGUCUCUCACUCCCCUCCAAGAUUCAUGGGGUCCAUAGCAGCAGCCAGCCAUUGCUCCCAGUCUCUCGGUGAAUCCUCCUCCAGCCAGUGCCAAGAUGGUUCUGCCUUCCUCCUUCUUGUUCCCAGAACACCUUUAAAUUUCAAAAAGGACAAAUUUUUCUGUGACAUCACAUCACCCCAUCACCUUGGCAGCCUCCCAAACCUCCUGUUUCUGUCCACUUCUCGCAACAGGCGGGGAAUGAUAGCUAUUGCUCUUAAUGGCUCCCCAUUGAUCCUUAAUUGUUCUGAACUUAGCUAGCCUGGCCAGGAAUUUCUUGUCUGUCCCAGUUCUGCUGCAUGUAUUGUCCCUUCAUAUCCCAAAUAUUAUCUGAAUACUACCAUUUAUUCAUUUCUGCCAUUCCCUAACAGACUCUGGUAUCCUAGAUCUAUGGCAAUAGGUUGAAUGUCGACUUAAGGCCAAACUAAGGCUGGAUAUACACCCAGGGGGAAAAGCACACUAUAAAUAAGUCAUAAAUUAAAUCGUUAUAACAAAAGAAAAAGAAAAACUCUAUGUAAAAUCGUAUAGACAAAGUUUUGUGCUCUACAGCGCCAUCUGGUGUUGCAUGUUUAUAACACAGUUAUAGCAUAACAUGAAUAAUGUAGCUGAGUCCUAGAUGGGGAAGGGCUGUAGCUCAGUGGUAGAACAUCUGCCUUGCAUGCAGAAGGUCAUAAGUUCAAUCCCCGGCAUCUCCAACAGUUUUUAAAAUAUUUGUUUCAAAACAGAUUACACUCCCAUGUGAAUUUGGAGUUGCAUGUGUAGGAGAAAUUUGCACUAAAAUGCUGGUGACUUUUCAUGAGGAUUUUAAAAGAUCACAAAUUAACAUGGAAAUGUGGAGAGCUGGAUUUAAGGUUGGAAAGAUGAGAAACUGAGAGAAACCAACACUGACAUAUUCACCCAUCUCUAACUGGCAGUGUGAAGGUCCUAGAUGGGGUGUCCUAAUCUUCCUCCUCCGAGGAAACCACAGAUUCCCAGGGCUGCACAGUGCUUACAAUCUGACAGUUUCCGCUCCCACCCCAAUGAAAGAAAAGAAAAAAGCCAGUGGCUGCCACAAUUUACAUGCGGGGAGGAACACUGCAACCAUAGAACAAGCCAAAGCCACUUCAAUCUUAACAGCAAGAUUGAUCCGAUGAUUUGCUGUCAUGAGUCAAAAGCUGCUUGCUGAGUUUUUUUUGAAAAAAAUUCCUUAGAGGGAGAUCUCUCCAGCCCAUAGAAAUUACCAUCAAGAUUAGCAUGCGCCAGCUGUGCUCAGCUGGAAGAUACGUGCUUACUUCUGUAAUGUACUAAACCAUGCAUAAUCCUUCAGGCAGCAGGUAUUUUUAGCAAAACUACAUUGUUAAGCUCAAACCAAAAGACAGCCAUAGCUCUGAAAUAAUUUUUGCAGGAGAACUUGUUUUGUGUUUUUAGUCUUAUUAUUACAGUUUUUUAAAAAUAUAUAUAAUACAAAAACAAUUAUACACGCACACCUCCCCAAAUAUCAAAUAAAAGUAAGGGGCAUGUGUGCAUAAUUGACAUGUUAAAUUCUUAGCAGUUUUCAUCAGGUAUUUCAAAAGAUGUAGAUUUCUUGUUAUAUUCUUAGAAUAAAUUCCAUUCAUGUUCCAUAUGUCAACCCAGCAAAUAGGAGUAACCAUUGUUUUUAUUUUAUUUUAUUUUUAUAAAAACUAAUGUUACUUGUUUUACCCCUUAUGUGUGGCUGUGAUCUUUGUUUACUUUAUGCCGUAUUAUUGAUUUUAAAUGAUAAUUUGUUUUUAAAAAGUUAUCUUUUAAAAAAGUGAGGUGUCACACCUUCUGCCCUGGGAGAAUUCCUGGCUAACCCCAAUAUAUUGUUGUUGUUGUUUUAAAGUCUUGGGGGCCCCUGACAAGCUGGAAGAACUACCACAUAGUUUCCCUUGGGCACAUUGCUGCAGUGCUAAAUGAGACUGAAAUUGGAAUGCUGGAUUUGGGUUCUAUUGAUACCGUUGUGGCACUCAGCCAGCAAACAGAAUGGAGCCCUACGCAGGUGAGUGUGUCCAAUUGGUGAAUGCACUGUAGGGUGGUUGCCAUCAGUGAUGGAUUUAUGUGUAAGCUAAACAAGCUAUAGCAGGGGUCAGCAAACCUUUUCAGCAGGGGGCCGGUCUACUGUCCCUCAGACCUUGUGGGGGGCCGGACUAUAUUUUGAAGGGAAAAAAAAUAUGAACGAAUUCCUAUGCCCCACAAAUAACCCAGAGAUGCAUUUUAAAUAAAAGUACACAUUCUACUCUUGUAAAAACACCAGGCAGGCCCCACAAAUAACCCAGAGAUGCAUUUUAAAUAAAAGGACACAUUCUACUCAUGUAAAAACAUGCUGAUUCCUGGACCACGGGCCGGAUUUAGAAGGUGAUGGGCCGGAUCUGGACCCGGGCCUUAGUUUGCCUACCCAUGAGCUAUAGCUUAGGGCCCCACUCUCUUGGGGGGCCCCCAAAAAAUUUAAAGGGAAAAAAACCCUGGAUGUACAUUUCCAAAAUAUAAGAUAAAAAAAAAAAAACCCUACCUACAGCAACAGUGUUUUGUUUUGUGUAGGCUCCUAUGAUGCAAGUAAUGGGCCCCGCCUGCUAGCCUGCUCCCUAAAAUAUCACUGGUUUACUCAUUUAUGUAUAUAGGGUGCCUACAUUCUGCAUGGACUGGUUGCAUGGCAAUAUGUGCAAAUGGCUUUAGAUACCUAUUAGGUCCAUAAAUUACCACAGGACAAAUAUUCAACACAAAAAACAGUGACGAUUUGUUUUUGACAAAGGACAGCUGGACAUAUAACGGGCCCCAUUACCUUCAGUACAGUAGCUUAGGGCCUCAUUAAACCUCAAUCUGGCCCUGGUUGCCAUGUAGAAAAACUGGCAGCAGAUUGGGAACGUGCAGGGGUGGGUUGGCUUCUCCUUUGCUGAGCCAGAGAUGUUAGCACAUUCCUAGCUAGUGGCUCUUCCCACUCUACAGCAGCUCCAUGUGGCAGAAAGGGCUGGGAAGGGCGACAUUGCAAAAUCCCCCACCGCAUCCCAAAGGUUCCAGCUUCUAGAUCACUUGUUUCAUUUUAUUGCUUUGAUUUAAGAAAGUGUAUAUACCACAUAAAACAACAGAAACUCCCCAAGCAGUUUAUAAAGAACAGUGUACAAAAGUGAAUUCCCCCAAGUGUCAGAAAAGGUUAUUUAUGUGUGAAACAACUGUGGCCCGUGUUUUGUUAGUCCCAAAAUGGAAACUGAGCGAGGUCCCAACCAAAGAAGAAUGGCAACUUAAGUUGACAGAAUAUGCACAACUUGCAGGCUUCACAUAUAGAAUAAGAGAACGAGAAGAACAUACGUUUAGAGAGGGUUGCAAAAUGUUUAUUGAAUAUAUGGAAAAUAGUUGUGUACAGCUGUAAACUCUGGCAGCGUUAAGAUAAAUUCAACAGUGUGAAUAUGUUUUGAUGGAUGUAAUAAUGGAAAACUGAUUGGUAUAGUUUUUGUAAAAUAUGCAGGGAUAUAAGAUAUGUAAAGUGAGCCAUGGAAAGAGAAGAAGGGAAGUCAUUGAUAUCUUAAGUAUGUAAAAUGUUUAUUUGAAAUUGAAAAACAAGCUUACAUUUGAAAUCUAUCAAAAUUUAAAUAAAACCAGCCAUUUUAGAAAUAGUAACACAUAAUAAAACAGCAUAAUAGAAUGCAUGUUAAAAUUUCGUGCCUAGGUAGGCAUUUAAAUGGGCACCGAAAAUGAUACAAUGAAGGCGCCUUAUGCAUAUAAAUGGGCAAGAAGUUCCACUGUGUAGAUUCUGCUGCAUCGAAGGAUUGAUUCCUUGCAAGUUCGGAAUGACCAUUAUGUGAAACUUGUAAAAGUGCCAGUUCCGCAGAUCAAAGGGGUCAAGAAACUAUAUAUUUGGUAAGGCAAUCCUUCAAGUAAAGUGGUCCCAGACCUCUGGGACUAGCUUAAAAAGAUCCUUUAAGUAAACUGCUUCUUUGCCACGGUGACAUCCUAUAAUUUGAUUCAUGGACAAUAUUUGACUAGAACAUGCAUUGUCAGUUAAAAGAAGUUCUUUUUCACUUUCAAUGUAAAGCCACUUUUAUCAUUAUUUUGUGUGCAAGCAUCCUGAUUCCAUGAUAAUCAGUUGCAUUAUAGCUUCCUGGAGUGCAGAGUCUUGUUACCUUCUAAUUUAACUGAGUUAGAUCUUCGUUGUGUUUGUUUUUCAGGCCAGGUUGAUUUUACAGGGCUUUCUGGAAGACUCAGGUCAAGGAAUGGACACCCUGAAAAGCUUUGAUUUGGCUGGACUAGGCCAUAAUCUUUGUGCUCUGAACUCCACAGAGAUUGAAUCUAUAAAUGCAGUUGAGUUCAGGUACAGCACCACAAUUCUUCCAUUAACAAUGCACUUACGAAAGAUAAAUUAGAAAAAAGUUAAUGUUGCAUGGCUUUUAUUGUGAUCUCUGAUUUUAUUUUGCAUGUUGAGCUAAUUUUUUAAAAAAGUUGCUUAGAGACUCUUCAUGUAGCAAGCAACUAAUAAACUGAAUAAAUAAAUAAUAAUAUUAACAGUAAAAGCCAUAAACUUUUUUUGAGAAAUGUUCCUUACCAAUAAAUAAAUAAAUAAAUAAAUAACCCCCAGGCUUACAAUAAAGAGUACUAAAACAGAAUACAGUUAAAACCAAUGUGUGAAAUACUAAUAGUAUUAGCAACAGUAGUAAAAGCAUAUUAGCUCGAAAGCUAGCAGCUCCGAGGGCCUUCUGGUGGUUCCCUCACUGUGAGAAGUGAGGUUACAGGGAACCAGGCAGAGGGUCUUCUCGGUAGUGGCGCCUGACCUGUGGAACGCCCUCCCAUCAGAUGGCAAGGAAAUAAACAACUAUCUGACUUUUAGAAGACAUCUGAAAGCAGCCCUGUUUAGGGAAGUUUUUAAUGUUUGAUCGUGUUUUGAAUAUUCUGUUGGGAGCUGCCCAGAGUGGCUGGGGAAACCCAGCCAGAUGAGCAGGGUAUGUAUGUAUGUAUGUAUGUAUGAAUAAAUAAAUCAAUCAUCAUUAAGAAUCCCUGACAAUUAAACAUUAAAAGCCUGCUGAGACUAAAAGGUCUUGGGACUACUAGAAAUACGUAUGUUGUGUGCACCCUGAAGUUCAGGAGAGGACCUCUUCACGCAACAGAGAACUGAAUUAUGGAAUUCGCUCCAACAACAAGCAGUGAUGGCCACCAACUUGGAUAACUUUAAAAGAUGAUUUGACAAAUCCAUGGAGGACAAGGCUAACAGCCAUGUUGUGUAUUGUUCUACCUCUAUUGUCGCAGGCAGUCUGCCUCGCAUUGCCAGUUUCUGCAAAUCACAAGCGAGGGAGAGGACUGUGGCACUCAAGUCUUGCUUAUGAGCUUCCCACUCAGGCAUCUGACUGACCUCCGUGAGAGCAGGGAUGCUGGACUAGAUGGGCCAUUGGCCUGACCCAACAGGGCUAGGGUUGCCAGACCUCCAGUCUCGACUGAAGUCUCCAGGUUUGGCUGGUCCCCUCCAAGUGAUGGAUGGGGAGCUUGAAUCUACAGGUGGGCAAGAUUCCCUUCGAAGCUUCAGCCCAGCAGGGGCUGGCUGCAAAUGAUAGCAUAGGUACACUUUGGGGUGUCUGCCUUCCUCUGUUCCCUUCUCUCAAUUAACCUCCAUCUCAUGGGAUUGCCAUAUGACGUCACCGAGGAAUGCCUUCAUGACAUCAUCACCAGGGACCACCCCAAAGUCCCAGGUUUGGGCCCUGCAAUCUCAGGGUCUGCGAUGCUCCUGACCUGAGAACCCUAAGCAGGGCUUUUCUUAUGUUAAGCUAUGAAUCAUGAACUAGUGCCCAGUGCUAGCCCACUCAAAAAGAAAGAAAGUGCAAAUGAUUGCCUUGAUCAACAUAUUAAAUAUUAUUUGCUAUCUCAUCUUUUUUCAUUUGAUAUGCAGCUCAUGCACAGAGCAGCUUCACACAUGGCUUCUUCCGCCGCCCCACGAGUGUCAAAAUUUUCAGGUGAUAAUUGCACAUGUAUAUAUGGAAGCCGUGGGAAGCAGCAAAAUAGAUACUCAUCGUGCAAACGAACGUGAUAUUAUUAUGAUUCCUUACAGCUGUCUAGGAAGAAUCUCAUGCAUAAAGCGCCACUAAGUCUACUUUAAUAUUCAGGCUUUUCCAACUGUGUAAAAUUACAGUCCCCUUUUUGCCCUUUCUGCAGUGCUGUUGUUUCAAGAAUUGGCUCUCUGCCAUGCAGCGCAAACGUUCUGAAAGAGUUUAAGAAGAAGGCAGAGUCUGUGUUUGGAAUUGCUACAGGGUGGGACAGAUCUAUCCUGCAGGAGAUUGGCAACAUUGCAGGUAAGGAGGCUCGCAUCCGUAUCAAGGAUGUUCUGAGCGAUGUGGUCCACCUUGUACCCUGUAUUUCUGAAUCAGAAGAUGGAAGGGGAAAUAGGGAAAAGAUGAACCCUGUAUCUGCUCACCAUUAACCUUAGAUCCAAUAUUGGUGGGAUGUUGUGGUGGCCUACAAGGUAACCAAGUUAGGAGCAAUUAACCCCAUUGAAAUAAAAGAGUUUUAAAGUGCAAUCCUAUGCAUGUCUGCUUGAAAUAUGUUCCAUUGUGUUCAAUGGGACAUGUGUCAGGGUGAGUAUGGGAUGUAUCCAACUAAGUUUACUCAGCUGGGAUAGCUCAGUCUGUAGAGCAUGAGACUCUUAAUCUCAAGGUCAUGGGUUUGAGCCCAACGUUGGGCAAAAUAUUCCUGCAUUGCAGGGGGUUGGACUAGAUGACCCCCGUUGUCCCUUUGAACUCCACAAAUUCUAUUAUUCUGAGUAGACCCACCGAAAUGAAUGAACCUAACUUAGUCACAUAUAUUAAUUUCAGUGUGUCUGCUCUCAGUUGGACUGCUGUUGGAUACAACCCUAUGGGUUGUGUCAUUCCUUCUGAAUAGACCCAUUGAAAUGAAUGAGCAGGACUCACUCGUGUUCAUUAACUUCAGUAGGCCUACUCUGAGAAUGGCUAACUGGCAACUAUGCUAUGGCGGAUUGUGCAAUGUUGGCUUAUAAUAUGUGUGGCACAGCUUAUUUAUAUGUUUGUUAUAUGGAUGUUUUGGGAGAUGGGAAAGAACACAAGCAGAAAUGGCAACUUUUGCCCUUAAAACAGAAACAAAAGGAAAAAGAAAAUUGGAUUAAUAAGGUGCACUUUUACAAGAGCUGCACAUCAAACUUUUCAUUUAACUGCAGAGAAGCGCCUUGUUUUCUUAAAGGCCUGAUUUCCCAGAGGUGUCUGAAAACAUUUUAGAAUCAAAUAUUGAUCAGCUAAAGCAUACAGAGGCUCUGAAAUGUAUGUUUGCCCCAAAUUCAGCCUAAUCCACCGUGGUGUGAACUAAGUAAGCUGCAUUCUGAUCUCUUUUUCUCACUCUCUCAAUCUUUUCCUCUCUCUCUAGCUGGCUUAAAUGGGGAAGAAUUAAAAGCUCUUGAUAAAGAAUUGAUGCCCUAUUUCCACCCAACAGCAAUAAAAUAUAUCCCUGAUGAAAUCUUCAAAGUAAGUGUUGUGGAUGUUUUGAUUCUUUCCCCCAUUACGUCUGCUUUGUUAUAAACGGUGACGUGAAUGCGUAUCUUCAUUCGGAGAACACUUUGAAGGGCUUCUUCUUAAGUCUCUAGAAAUAUUAAAGUAGGGUGUAGUGGCAGGGGUGGGGAAGCUUUGGCCCUCCAGAUGCUGCUGCACUACAACUCCCAUCACCCCUGGGUAUUGGCCAUGCUUGCUGGGGCUGAUGGGAGUUGUAGUCCAACAACACCGGGGGGGGGGGAGGUUCCAUACACCUGGUUAGAGUUUCAGGAGACUAGGGUCCAAAUCCCCAUUUUGCCACGAAGCUUACUGUGCGACCUUGGGCCAAUUAUUACCUCUUAGCCCAACCUACCUGACAGUAAAAGGGCAGCGUAAACAAAUAGUCAAUAGUAAGUAACAAUGGUCAUGUUCCAGCAAAGCUGAUAUCUCUCUAUAUAAUUGCAUUUACUCCGUGAUGAAGCUAAGAACAUAAAAUAGUUCCCCUGUGGUUUGCAGCAUAUAGCUUGUGCAUGCUGGAUUUUUUAAGUCCAGUGAAUGAUAGCAAUGUGUUAUGUACAUAACAUGAAGUAGACAUUGAGGAGAUUUUCAUUUACUCUGGGUUUUAAAAGCGAACCCAAUGUAAUUUGCAAUUCCUGGACUUAUACACAGGUCAGAAAGUGGUUAAGCAGGAUCCACAGGCAAGUCGCAAGGCCAUCCCAGGUGGGUCACAGCAAAGCUGUUGCCACCAUAUUGGUCUCUAGCUAAGGCUCAUCAGACCACUGAUAGUCCAUUAAUCCUGUCAUUGGGGUUCCAUAUAUGUAGCAGAGCUAUUUCACUAAACUUUGGCGUCACCCCCUCUCCACCAUGUUGCUUGUUGAUUUUUUAACCAAAGGGAAAUAGCUUUGUGAUGCAACCUCUACUGCAAGGGUUGUUGUUUGAAAGUCCAAAAAAAGCUCCUUUCCUCUUGAUGAAAGUCAAUAUCUGGGCUCUCUCAUCCUUUUUAUUUUUGCAAACUCUAAAUGGGGAAAGAGAAUUUUUUUGAAAGAUGAAGAAUGUUCUACAAAAUCAAGGAGAACUCAGAGGUGCUAUUAUAGGUGUCAGUUGCACAAAUUGCCAUCUUUGUUCUACGUGGAAAGAUAAUUACUGUGCAAUUAUAACAGUAGCCAGUUUUCAAAGAAGGCUUAAUAAUAUGGCCUCACUCGACAGAUUAUUUUGCACCUGAAGAAAAGAUCCGACAGCCGAGGCAGUCGAUGACAUCUCUUCGGUUUUGUGGAUCACAUUGAUUGCAUCAUUGUUUUUCCAGUGUAACAUUUUGCAAGCACAAAUGAAGACAGACGGUUGACUCCGAAGCUGCUGAUGUGAAACGAUGGAGCAGAAACCGCUAGGAGGAUAAAUUGUCAUAUAUGGGAGAUUGCUUGGUGCAGGUGUAUUGUCUUCUCCAGCUCCUGCAUCUGGUUUCCCAUCACACACCAGCAAGAUACACAACCUUCUAUUUUGUAUAGAUGAAAAUACAGAUACUCCUGGAUUCUUGUGAUCAUACACACGAUAGAUAACUAGAUAGAUAGAUAGAUAGAUAGAUAGAUAGAUGAUAGAUAGAUGAUAGAUAGAUAGAUAGAUAGAUAGAUAGAUAGGAAGGAUUUUCAGGAAUAAUUAAAUACAUAAGCAGAGGAUGUUAUCUGUUCAAUAAAGUAUGUUGAUAUAACUGCAUUACACUGUUAUAUUUCCCCUACUCAGCAAACAAACAUACACAGAACCACUAACAACUUAACUAAAUGAAACAACCUAAAUCCCCCCAAUGUUAGUCAUGUCCAUUUAUUUCAAUGGGUCUACUCUGAGUAGGGCUAAUACUGGUUGCAACUCUUCCUCCAAGUUGUUCAAGGUAGUAUACCAGCUUCACCCCCUCUCCAUUUCAUCUAGAUCAGCACAUGAACUGCUACCCCACACUGGCUCCUAUGUGCUGUACUGUAUACUGAAUGCAUUUACCCUGCAAUGCCCUGUGUGCUGCUCACUUUUCAAUCACCUGAUACUCCUGUACAGGAAAAUCCUUCACGAGUGCUGAUGUGGCGUAGUGGUCAGAGUGCUAGACUAGGACCUGGCAGACCAGGGUUCAAAUCCCCACUCAGCCAUGAAGCUCACUGUGUGACCUCAGGCCAGUCACUGCCUCUCAGCCUAACCUCCCUCACAGGGUUGUUGUGGGGGGUUAAAUGAGGAGGGGGAGAACCAUGCACACUAGCUCCUUGGAGAGCAAGGUUGAGAUAGAAACACAAUAAAUAAACAGCAUGAAAAUCUGGUUUUGCUUUGUCCAGGAGCUGUCCCCAGAUCAAAUAGCAAACCUUGGUCCUGAAAAUGCUGCCGUGGUGACAGAGUUGCAGCGUCAGCACCUCAAUGGAUUGCAGCUUCAGAGUCUUCGGCUGGCGAUGGAUGGAGCCAGAACAAGCAUCCAGGAGCUUCCGCUCCAUGAGAGCACGGUCAGACCGACAUACACAUCAGUUCAGAACAGUGAGUUAAAAAUAAUAACAACUUUCAGGCCAUAUUCAUAUUGUUGCAUGGAGGGGUUCCAGCACUAUGUUUGGUGUCCUUGGAAUGAAGGUCAGUGGAGACGGUGUUGUCUUUAGGAUAUAUGGGUUUCUUUACACAAAUAUGCAACCUGAGCAUAGGAUGGAGGGGCUCACAGCAUUAGUACUCCAGGAGGCUUCACUUCCCCUUUAGGUUCCCAGCAAGAUCAUCAAGCCAUAGCUUAAGGUCCAUCACAGAGCAAGACAAACCUCUGUGUCCCUAGCUUCCAGCAGUAGCCAAAUCUCACACACAAAAAUUCCUGCUCGCUCUAUUGUUCUUCAUCCUAGAAUGACAUGUCAUCCAGCCAGGUGAGGUGGGAAAAGGCCCACACGUUCGUCUUUAUGGCAGCAGGACGACCUCUUUGGACAUGUAAAUGGAAGUACUUAACUGGACAGCUAAGGCUAUGGCUUCCAACUCACUGGAUGCAGAAUCACAGGCCCAGAAGGGACCCACAGGUGUCACCCAGACUGAAGCCCCACAAAAAGCCCUAUAACAUUAAGUUACAUCCUUGGUCCGGUAACAUCUACUUUCUUAGACACUAUGAGAAGGAGCAGGCCAAAGGCCCAUCUAGUCUAGCAUUCUGUUUCCAACCAGUACCAGACCACAGAAGAACAGGCAAACUGCAGGAAUUUCUGUUUUCUUUUCUGUUUUUGUCUGAAUUCUCUGACAUUCAUAGCACAGAGUUCUGCUCAAGGUAUCUGGAAAAAACACAACGCUCCACAUAAACACAAUAGGAUGCUUUCCUUUCUGUAGUAUCAUGUAGCCCGCUCUAUACAGCACCAGAGUGCUAUCCUCUCCUUGUUGCAUGCAUCUCAUUAUGUAGGACCCAUAUGGUAGCAACACCCUUUAAUUAACACAAUGGCAGCUGUAGCUUACCACCAGAAAGCAAAAUUCCAGUAAGAACAAUUGCUGGAUGAUAAUUCCUUUGGUGGAGACCAUGGUUUCUUAGCCCUACGUAACUUAGCAUACCAAUUUCUUCUUCUUCUAUUUUAAAACAUUGCCCCCUUCCUAAAAAGUGUAAAACAUAAUGGUAUGAAACAGAUUGCAGUUUAAUAAGUGAUGUUUCUUUUGAUUAUGAAAGUUACAGGGAACCAGGCAGAGGGCCUUCUCAGUAGUGGCGCCCACCCUGUGGAAUGCCCACCCUCCCAUCAGAUGUCAAGGAUUUAAACCUUUAGAAGACAUCUGAAGGCAGCCCUGCACAGGGAAGCUUUUAAUGUUUGGUGUUUUAUUGGAAGCUGCCCAGAGUGACUGGGGCAACCCACUCAGAUGGGUGGGGUACAAAUAAUAAAAUUAUCAUCACCACCAUGGCAAAAGCAAUCAAGGAUGGAGGAGCUGUGCAGCCAGGAUGGCUGAGCAGUUUAAAGCACUGCAUACAGGUCACAGUCUCCCCUGGAGGAAGAGGUUUGAAUCCCACAUCUGGCCAGGCUACAUUUUGGGGAAGGGCCAUAGCUCAGUGGCUGAACACCUACUUUGCAUGCAGAAGGUCACAGAUUAAAUCCCUGGCACUCCUUUGUGAAACCCUGGAGAUCCACUGCCAGUCAGAAAAGACAGUAGUGGUCUGGAUGCAACCAUGGUCCUCAUUGGAAAGGCCCUGGCUCACUGGUAGAAGAUCUGCCGUGCAUGCAGAAAUCCCUAGCAUUUCCAGAUAGGGUUGGGAGAAGCUCCUGUCUGAAACCGUGGAGAGUCUCUGCCCGCCAGAGUAGACAGCAAUGAGCUACGGUAUAUUGACCAAUGGUCUGACUCAGUAUAAGCCAACUUCCUAUUGCUACAAAAGUUGGGUGCCACCUCCACUCUCUACUGAGUGGUAGCAAAAUUCCAGGUUGUUCCAGGUGCUCACCCAAGGCCUGUGCUUCUUUGGAGAAUUGAAGACCAGGGCGGAGACUGUUGUAUUUUUAUGAUUUAUUCAGAUAUUUACACCUGGGUUUGGAUGAAGGGAGUCCAGCUCUUACAGCAUGGUCAUCUCAUGUUCCCAACAACAGUGCAACACUGGAGUCAAAGGCAUCUCUCCCAGCCUGUCUUUAGCCAGCAUCCCCAAGAUGAAUCUCUGUCUUUGUUCUCUCCCUCCUUCUUCCCAGCACACCUUGCAAAAGACAUGGUCACCUCUGUCUGUCUGUCUCUCUCUCUCUCUCUCUCUCUCUCUCUCUCUCCCACACACCCACUCACUUUGGCAACCUCUGUCUGCCCGGACCCAAGAUUCCUCUUACAUGGGCCACCAACACCUUUUGUCAAUUUAACAUCUCUAUCCUGGCUUGGAAAGGAAGCUUAGCCUGUAUUUUUCCACUGGCCAGCAAUUUGCCCUUUAAUACACCAAAAAAUCAAAAUCCUACCAUUUAUUAAUUUCUGAUGUCUAGGGCCCCCCAACCUCACAACACUAUGUUCCUAUGUUAACUCGGUAUAAAGCAGCUUCCCAGUUAUGGGAUCCGUAGGACCUCAAUGGUUCAUCCCAAGAUUUCUUUAUUUUUCAAUGACAACUUUGGCAACAUCAUCCCUGUCUGUGACAUCAUGCGUUGCGACAGGUGACUACUAUUCCCCUAGCUUGGUACAAACAGAGUAAAUCAAAUUUCCUUGUACUCACUGGCUCGUUGAUUCUUCAGGGAUAAUCUCUCAAGAGAGCACAGAUGCUGCUACCAGUAUUCUCCCUCUGGGUUUUGGUGGAGCAAAAACAGCUGUCAGCUGACAGUGGAACUUCAUUAUCUCUCCUUCAUGGAGGCACUGAAGAAGUUCCCAUUUCCCAAAUGAUCUGGCAAUGUUCCUUUUAUGUCUGCUGUAUCUUCUCAAAGGAUCCUAGUCAUUUCCUGCUCUUUAACCACACACUGCAGCUGGUUUGUCCUUUCUACCUAUGUAAUGUAGAUAAGGCACAUAUUGCUCGUGACAUCACAAAGCUCAAUAGUCUAAAACACUAUUUCCCCCCCCCCCCGGAAUUCAUAUUACAUUAUACAUGUCCCCCAAAACCUCUAGUAAGAGGUGUGGAUGUAAUGCUCUAAUGCUUUGCCUAUACUCCAUAAUAUUUUUCUUGGUACUUCAUACUCUCAGCAGCACUGCAGUUCAUUUACUUCCUGUACUGUGUAAAUUAUAGUUUGUUAUUCCACCCAAACCAGGAAACUCUGGUUGCAUUUGCAAAACAACUUUCAAUGUGGCUAGAACGUGGUUUCCAUUUCUGAUUUGGAAGGUAAUCACAAACCAUUGUUUAUUUUGUUCCGAUGUAAUAGCAAACUAUGGUUUGCGUUGAACAGGAAGCAAGUCGACUGGAGCAAAGUGCGUACUCCUGGGAGAGUCCCCUGGAGCAAAGAGAUGACUGCUAUAGCUAGCAGCAUGCAUCACCAAUAGGCCAAUUUCAGUCGAGAGAAUGACCUCUCUGAAUCCUUCCCCCAUGUUUUCUCAGAUAGCUGAAUUCACUAAGGUAUAUGUGCAAGUUAGAGAUGCUGUUAAUUCACAAUACAAUAUUAUCUUUGCAGGUGCUCCAAUUUCCUGCAGUUUAAGUCUUUGGGUGUUUACUGCAUUCAUCCUGCAUCCUGUUUCCUGAAUCAAGUUAUCACUGUUAAGAGUUUAUGGUAAGCAUGCUCUUUUCAAUCUUUCUUUCUUUCUUUCUUUCUUUCUUUCUUUCUUUCUCUCUCUUUCUUUCUUUCUUUUUAAAAACAAAACCUUGUACACUAAGGGUGCUUGAUACCAUGAUAGCAGCUUAUUAACUGUUGAAAAGAUAAGAUCUAUAAAAUAAUAAAAAGAUGCCCUUAAUUGCCACUUUGACUGCUUAGAUAUGUGCAGUGCAACUCUAUGCAUGUUUACUCAGAAGUAAGUCCCAUUAAAUUCAAUGGAACUUGCUCCCAGAGAAGUGUGUAUAUAAUUUAAAUCUAAGGCUCCCUAGGAACAAGUCCCAUUGAACUCAAUGGGUAUUAGGUUUGAACAGCCAUCUAAAGGAUUGUGCUGUAAGAAUGCUAUGUCAGGCACUAAUUUUUCUGUAUAUUAUUUCUUCCCUCCCAAUAUCACUCUACCUUGAUGCAAUUUUCAGACGGCUACAGCUCACCUGGGUGGAUACAGAAACGGUCUUUUGGAAAGCCUACUGAUGCAGAGAAAAUAAAAACAUUGCAGCUCCUUAAGAAGUAUGGUAGCUGUCUUAGGAAUCCAUUCAAGUGAUGUUUUCCAUCUUCCCUUAACCAUGGCCAUAAGAAGUAGCAAUGGCCAUUGAUUGCCAUUGAGGCACUACAAAACCAGAUGUAAUGUUUGUAGAAUAAUAGCCAUAGCUUUUAGAAUGAAUCACCAGGAGAACACACUCAUGUUGAAAUCCUUCAGUUGCUAGGUGUUGGGACGUGAGCCAAUGGGAGACAGAACACCCAUUUAGUGUCACGUGCUGUUGAAUGAUGAUUCAAAUGUACAGAUAUUGGCUGCUGGAAACAAGAUGUUCACUAUCCAAACCGCUGGCUCCAUCACCCAGGUGCAAAUGCUCUUAAUAUACAAAAACUCCACGGUGUAUUAUGUAGAACAGAAGUGGGGAAUCAUUUGUGGGCCCAUGUGCAGUGAGCUCCCAGGAGCCAGGAAGGUUUGGUAAAACACAAGAAUAAACUGACACAACAAUGUUGUGGAGUUGAAAAUCUCCACAACUUUAUUGAUUACAGACAUCUGUAUGCUUUGACGUUGGGUAUCUGUCCUUGGUCAGCUGCCUGACGGAUGGCUGACAUUGAACAGGGCUGUGCCUAAGUUAAGGGUCACCUCAAGACGCAGGUCAACCAAGGGUCAACCCCCUGGGCUGCCAUAUGGGAAGUUCUAUGGCUCAUCCGUUGACCCCCAACCCUGUAUGAACUUCCAGACAGAUUCUCCCACCCAGACCCCUUUACCAGGUGACUCUGAGAUAUCACAGCUGCUCAAGGAGGUGAGGUAGCAUCUCACCCACCUGAAACAGACUGAGGAUUCAACCCAAUGCCUUUUCUGCAAAAGAUUGGGACAAACAAUAAAGGCAAAAAAACAACAACCCCUCACUGGCCCAACAUGUCUGAAGGCAAACACUCCCUGGCCAUAUCUUCACAGUAAGUUUCUUCAUACACACUGCCCACAUUCCUUUAGGGCACUGCCAAUUUACAGGGCGGGUAGGUGGGUUGUUAGGGACGUGGGUGGCGCUGUGGGUUAAACCACAGAGCCUAGGACUUGCCGAUCAGAAGGUCCGUGGUUCGAAUCCCCGCGACGGGGUGAGCUCCCAUUGCUUGGUCCCUGCUCCUGCCAACCUAGCAGUUCGAAAGCACGUCAAAAUGCAAGUAGAUAAAUAGGUACCGCUCCAGUGGGAAGGUAAACGGCAUUUCCAUGUGCUGCUCUUGUUCGCCCCAGAAGCAGCUCAGUCAUGCUGGCCACAUGACCUGGAAGCUGUACGCCGGCUCCCUCGGCCAGUAAAGCGAGAUGAGCGCUGCAACCCCAGAGUCGGCCACGACUGGACCUAAUGGUCAGCGGUCCCUUUACCCUUUACCUUUAGGUGGGCUGUUCAGCUUCCCAACUGUGCCGCUGGCACCUGGCACAGCUGGCUUAAAUACUCAGUGGCAGACCAGAAUGAGGCAUUUGUUCUCCAGGUCCACCGCUGAAGCCUUGCCCCAAAACCUGGCCACCAUAGGCCAGUUUGAAUUGGGUUAUUCCAUUGCCCCUCGCAGCUAGCUGAGGCCAAAGCAAAUGGCCAGCCGCAAGGGACAUAGGUGUGUCCCCCAACCUCCAAGGGGCUGUGACGGACCACAAUUGCUGCGUCCCUGGAAGGUAAGUGGUCCUUUCAGCUUGGGGGCCGCUCUCACUUCAGGGUAACCUUCUGAGGGCUAUAUGCCAGUGGUGGGCAGUACAGGGGCAAAAGUAGGCAGAACCCAGCAUCCAUUUCUCUUGAGGGCCCGUCUGUUGGAGAUCAGAGCUGUGCACACCACAGGCCUGUUCAUCCAUGCCCUAAAAUAGCAUACGGCUGCCAGGGGCACUGGAGGUAAGGAUGGAUGGAUCUGUCAAUUUCAGUUGUCUUGAUUUCUCAUGGUUCCAGUCUUAAAUUCCAUUCUCCACAGUUCCGCAGCCAUGUGUGAUUUUGUUUUAAAGUCCGAUGAAAAAAUGGCCAGCAUUUUAGUGCGAUUUUCUCCUAUGAAGACACAUUUUUAUAUGCAAUUUUCCCCAAUGUGAAAAUAUUUGCAAAGCGAUUUCCCCCAAUAUCAUGCAUUUUGGUAUGUUGCUUUUCACUAUUAUAUGCAUUUUAUGCACACUUUACACUAGUGUGUGUAUUUGUAAGGGGAACUGCACUGCAAAAUUUGGAGAACUGUGAAUUUUGAAGGACGGCUAGGUUCCUGCAAAUUUGGUGGGUUUGCCUUUAAAUGUGAACUUAAUUGAAGUUCUGCCCCCAUCCGUACCUGUAGGAUGCUAUCCCAUUACCAGUGUGGAAGUAAGAUUCAGCUUCUUACGUGGAAUUUGGGUUGGUGGGGGCAGCAUCUUAUUCUGUGCCUUAGGCAACAAAAUAGCUGGGGCCGAUCCUUUCCCCACAGUAGCCACACAGAUGCUCCUGGGAAUCCCACAAACAGGAUCUAAGGACAACAGACAAUCUUGCUGCUGUUGGCCAGUGACUGGCAUUCAGAAACAUAAUGCCUCUGACCCUGGAACCCCAUGGCCAUCAUGACGACUAGUAGCCACGGGUAGCCUUAUCCUCCACAAAUUUGUCAAUCCUCUUUUAAAGCCAAUCUAAUUGGUGGGUAUUGCUACAGCAGGUAGUGGAGAACUCCAUAGUGUAAAGAAAUGCUUCAUUUUGUUGGUUCUGCAUCUCCCACCAUUCAGGUUCACUAGAUGACUCCUAGUUCUGACCUUUUGAUCGGCAAGCCCAAGAAGCUCAGUGGUUUAGACCACAGCGCCACCCGAUCAGAAGGUCGGAGGUUCAAAUACCCGCGAUGGGGUGAACUCCCGUUGCUCUGCCCCAGCUCCUGCCAACCUAGCAGUUCGAAAGCACGCCAGCGCAAGUAGAUAAAUAGGUACCACUGUGGCAGGAAGAUAAAUAGCGUUUCUGUGAACUCUGGUUUCCAUCACAGUGUCCCGUUGUGCCAGAAGCGGUUUAGUCAGCUGGCCACAUGACCCCAUAGUUGCCUUUGCCUGGGCUUAACCAUCCAGGGGUCCUUUACCUUUACCUUUUACAGCCUAUAGUCCAGCACCAUAGUCCAGAAAAGACAACCAUGUGGUUUUUCUGUGUUUUAAUUGUUCCCCCCUUCUUUAUUAAGAGUCAGGGCACACUUUUUUAAAGGUGACCUGUGGUUAGAUAUAAUCUUUUAAUCUCUGUGUCAAUUACUUUAAUUGCAAAAAAUGGAGAUUAUGCUUAAAUAUGAUCAGCAUUUGAUAACAUAUAUCCAAUCUAUAUGAUACUUCAAAAGGAAGCAAGCAGGUGGCACAAUACUUUCUCUAAGAAGCCAAAAUGCCUCAUUGAAAUAUGGAUUACAGUAUGUUCAUUAUGCUAAGUGAUCAAUUAACACGUUGCAAAAUUGGUUUUAAAAAAAAAAAAUCUUUGUUCACCCUCUCUUUUUUGGAUGAGCAGUUGAAACCUAAUGUUAGAAAUGCUGUGAAAAUUCCAUUUGUUUUGUUAUGGCAAAAGUUCUUGUGGAACCAAAAUGAAUUACUAUGCUUACAAAGUAAAUGUUUCAACUGCAAUUUGGUUGUCAGGGAUGAAACCUUGUGUGGUCUACAAAGUGUUUUUAAUUAUUUUUAUGCUGUUCUAAAAUUAAAAAAUCCUCCGGAAUUACCUUUUUCCAUAAUUUUGUAUUGAAUUGUAUUCUGCAAAUAUAAGUUGGUGGGGGGUGAUUACUUAUAACAACCUUACAAGCUUAUUUGGAUUAGUUUAUCAUAGAAUGUAGAGUUGGAAGGUACCCUGAGGGUCAUCUAGUCUAACCCCCUGCAGUGCAGGAUUUCUCUGCCCAAUUUGGGGCUCAAACCCAUGACCCUGAGAUUAAGAGUCUCAUGCUGUACUGACUGAGCUGAAAAAAAAAAGGAAUUAAAAGAAUUAAAAUUGCUGGAAAACCUUCCAGCUUUUCUGGUAUGGUAGAUAGGACAUUUGUUGCUUCUGUUCCAGAAGAUUAAAUG
This is a messenger RNA of Podarcis lilfordi (Lilford's wall lizard), 51222 nucleotides long. The record is from the annotation of a GenBank genome assembly. NCBI's taxonomy places the organism in Eukaryota, Metazoa, Chordata, Lepidosauria, Squamata, Lacertidae.